Molecule: messenger RNA, 57948 nt
Organism: Pelobates cultripes (western spadefoot toad)
Lineage: Eukaryota; Metazoa; Chordata; Amphibia; Anura; Pelobatidae
Source: the annotation of a GenBank genome assembly
CCCCGGUGCAUUGUAUUGGAGGUGCGCUCUCUGGCAGUCCCUCUCUGUGUGUCUGGACCGUGAUGGCGGAGGACAGCGAGUCCGCGGCGAGCCAGCAGAGCCUGGAUCUGGACGACCAGGACACCUGCGGCAUCGACGGCGACAACGAGGACGAGGUCGAGCAUGCGAAGGGGUGAGGCUGCCGCGGGGAGUGCGGGCUGGGUGGGGGGCUGAGUGGCAUGGCUGCCUGGCAGUGUGGCUGCAUUGCCCGGGGAGGGGGCACAGGCAUUGUGUCCAUCACACCAUGAGCACUGCGAGGGGCCCCAGGAACCUGGCCCACAAUGCACCGGGGCCCCUGCCUGGCAUUGUCUGGGGCCCUCCUACAUAGCUCCAUGUGCAGCCACUAUGGCUCACAGCACACCAUGAUUAUUUAUUAAACCUGUCAGAGACUGCACACCCACAACUCCCAUCACUGCCAGGCCUGGGGACUGCACACCCACAACUCCCAUCACUGCCAGGCCUGGGGACUGCACACCCACAACUCCCAUCACUGCCAGGCCUGUGGACUGCACACCCACAACUCCCAUCACUGCCAGGCCUGUGGACUGCACACCCACAACUCCCAUCACUGCCAGGCCUGUGGACUGCACACCCACAACUCCCAUCACUGCCAGGCCUGUGGACUGCACACCCACAACUCCCAUAACUGCCAGGCCUGAGACUGCACACCCACAACUCCCAUCACUGCCAGGGCUGAGACUGCACAUCCACAACUCCCAUCACUGCCAGGGCUGAGACUGCACACCCACAACUCCCAUCACUGCCAGGGCUGGGGACUGCACACCCACAACUCCCAUCACUGCCAGGGCUGGGGACUGCACACCCACAACUCCCAUCCCUGCCAGGGCUGGGGACUGCACACCCACAACUCUCAUCACUGCCAGGGCUGGGGACUGCACACCCACAACUCCCAUCACUGCCAGGGCUGGGGACUGCACACCCACAAUUCCCUCCACUGCCAUUGCUGGGGACUGCAAACUCACAAUUCCCUCCACUGCCAUUGCUGGGGACUGCAAACUCACAAUUCCCAUCACUGCCAGGGCUGGGGACUGCAAACUCACAAUUCCCAUCACUGCCAGGCCUGGGGACUGCAAACCCACAACUCCCAUCACUGCCAGGGCUGGGGACUGCAAACCCACAAUUCCCAUCACUGCCAUUGCUGGGGACUGCAAACUCACAAUUCCCUCCACUGCCAUUGCUGGGGACUGCAAACUCACAAUUCCCAUCACUGCCAGGGCUGGGGACUGCAAACCCACAAUUCCCAUCACUGCCAGGGCUGAGACUGCACAUCCACAACUCCCAUCACUGCCAGGCCUGGGGAUUGCAAACUCACAAUUCCCAGCACUGCCAGGGCCGGGGACUGCAAACUCACAAUUCCCAUCACUGCCAGGGCCGGGGACUGCAAACUCACAAUUCCCAUCACUGCCAGGGCCGGGGACUGCAAACCCACAACUCCCAGCACUGCCAGGCCUGGGGACUGCACACCCACAACUCCCAUCACUGCCAGGCCUGGGGAUUGCAAACUCACAAUUCCCAGCACUGCCAGGGCUGGGGACUGCACACCCACAACUCCCAUCACUGCCAGGCCUGGGGAUUGCAAACUCACAAUUCCCAUCACUGCCAGGGCUGGGGACUGCAAACCCACAAUUCCCAUCACUGCCAGGGCUGGGGACUGCAAACCCACAAUUCCCAUCACUGCCAGGGCUGGGGACUGCAAACCCACAACUCCCAUCACUGCCAGGGCUGGGGACUGCAAACCCACAAUCCCAUCAACACCCAUCACUGCCAGGGCUGGGACUGCAAACAAUUCCCAUCACUGCCAGGACUGGCCAACUGCAAACCCACAAUCCCAUCACUGCCAGGGCUGGGGACUGCACACCCACAACUCCCAUCACUGCCAGGCCUGGGGACUGCACACCCACAACUCCCAUCACUGCCAGGCCUGGGGACUGCACACCCACAACUCCCAUCACUCCCAUCACUGCCAGGGCUGGGGACUGCACACCCACAACUCCCAUCACUGCCAGGGCUGGGGACUGCACACCCACAACUCCCAUCACUGCCAGGCCUGGGGACUGCACACCCACAACUCCCAUCACUGCCAGGCCUGGGGACUGCACACCCACAACUCCCAUCACUGCCAGGCCUGGGGACUGCACACCCACAACUCCCAUCACUGCCAGGGCUGAGACUGCACACCCACAAUUCCCAUCACUGCCAGGGCUGGGGUCUGCAAACCCACAACUCCCAUCACUGCCAGGCCUGGAGACUGCAAACUCAGAAUUCUCAUCACUGCCAGGGCUGGGGACUACAAACCCACAAUUCCCAUCACUGCCAGGGCUGGGGACUGCAAACCCACAAUUCCCAUCACUGCCAGGGCUGGGGACUGCAAACCCACAAUUCCCAUCACUGCCAGGGCUGGGGACUGCAAACCCACAAUUCCCAUCACUGCCAGGGCUGGGGACUACAAACCCACAACUCCCAUCACUGCCAGGGCUGGGGACUACAAACCCACAACUCCCAUCACUGCCAGGGCUGGGGACUGCAAACUCAGAAUUCUCAUCACUGCCAGGGCUGGGGACUGCAAACUCACAAUUCCCAUCACUGCCAGGGCUGGGGACUGCAAACCCACAAUUCCCAUCACUGCCAGGGCUGGGGACUGCAAAUCUACAACUACUAUCACUGCCAUGGUUGGGGUCUGCAAACCCACAGGUCCCAUCACUACAAACCCACAGCUCCCAUUAAUGCAAGCCAGGCCUUGCAGCUAACUACCCUUGAGACCCAUCACAAUUACUGUGAAUAUAAUACACUGCUCACCUUCCUAUGUUUAUUUCGUUAUUUUAUUUCAUUUAAUUCAGUAACAAUGUUGCAAUGUAUUACAGUAUUGUAGAAUGGGUUAAAGCCCAGAUUAUGCUGGUGGUAUGCAGUUAAUUUAACAAUGUUUUCCCCCUCAUUGAACCAGUUAUUCUAAGCAUGGUUAAGAUCUUAAUUUUUAUUUUUAAAUUGAAUUUUGUUCUAUCAAUAUUUUGUGUGUGUGACCGGCAGUGUGUGUUCUUAUGAUCACCCCUUGCUCAUAUCAUGCUAUAGGUCUGGUUCCCCUUCUACAUGUCACCUAGCUUUUCCUACUCGUAGUUCCCAGAGGCAUGUUUGCCUGACAAAGUCUGGUGAAUGCUGCCUAUCUGUAUUACUCUUACCCCUUUUUAUUCCUAGUAAGAAGCAAUGGCUCUCCAGCAGUCCAGGACUACCUUGCUCAUUAUGUUUAGCCAGCAGCAGGAGUUAUGAAGUUGAGUGACUAUCUGAACAUCAGAAGAAAUAUAUUUUCCAGGAUCUACAGUGCCAGAAUUUAGCCAUCACUUGUCUCGGCCAAACAAAGGAUUACGUUUCCUAUAACCCGAUCAUUUUAGUCUUGGGGCACAUUUCUGUAUUCAUGGCUUACAAUUUUGAGUCGUACAGUAGUAGCUGGGCAUUAAAAAUUGCCACUGCAAGUUUGGAGGCUCAAUGGCAAACUCACCAGGGGGAAUUUUCACUUGCCAAUCGCUAGUGGCAAAUAGACAUUUUGAGCCAUAUAUAUUUUUUCUGCUUCAGAGUUUGAGUUUUUAAGCUGCAAUUAUUAUUUACUAUUUGGCAUUAAGUGCAGGGGGCAGACACCAUCACUGCUGACAAUUGAAAGGGUUACAUUGGCAGCAGCAGGAAAUGUUAAUUUGCUGGCACAGCCCUGUAAUGAUCCCUUAUUUAAUCUAAUAGCGUUAUUAUACAUAUCCAGCCUGAUAAUUACGAGCAUUCAUUAUAUGUUAGGACACACUUGCUGAGCACGUCAUUAUGCUCCUUUUUAUUUACUUUAAAAUACAUAUAGUGUGUUUCUUUUGGUACUUUGACCUCUGAUCCAUUCCCCCACCGAUCCCGCUGUCAGUGUCUGCAUUGGUAUAUUGCUUCAGAAAUUUCCAUGUGCCCUUUCAUUGUUGUAACCAUCAAAAAAUUGACACAUUUGUACUUUUCAAACACAGGAUCUGUAUAAUGGUGUCAUGCACAUAUCUGUUGCAUUGGAGUUCUGUUCAUUUCCCCUGUUAGUCUUGUAUCCUGGUUUAGUCAAGAAAUCCCUCCUGUCUUACAUGCUAGGCCUCUGUAUCUGACUUAGCAUCUUCACAAGAAUUCUGUUCAUUUUUGCCCUCACAUAGUGAGCUAGUUCUGUACAGUAAUUGCUACAUUGUCCCGAAACAAUCACUUUAAUAAAAAUGUCCAGCUCUAUGCUGGCUUGUAAUAAUCUAACGUAUAUAGCCACACAGUUACACACAGAUAGGAAAUGAAGUACUUCUGUGAUAUAUUACAGGCACGUAACAUGUUUAUUAUCGCAGUAUACUCUAUGUAAAUGAGAAAUACGUUUUCUCUGCAUAAUGAUCCCUAUUUCAACGGUUUGUGGAAAGGUUAACGUUUCCCUACUCUUACAACCGGUGCCAAUUAAAGGCCUGCCAUAUAUAUCCUGAUUUUGGCUAUCUACAUAUUUUUAUUGUGUUGUUUGUAAAGCAUGAACGCAGUGCUUUUUUAAUGAGUAAACAGCCAAUUGAAGAUGAAUGGUUUAGGCAUGCAGAAAAUAUAAGUUGAUGAAUGCCAUCAAAUAGGACUGGUAUAGGGUAAUUAUAUGAGCACUAAUGCAUUAACUAUGCCAAUGAGCAUGCUUCUAACCCUUAAUUCAAGAAGAGGGUGCUCAGUGUGAACGCUGAAUGAUUCAACUUGAAACCCCAUCAGCUCACAUGUUGAUAAAUGUGCCCUUUCUGUCAUGUACACCCCCGCUAGCCUGUCAUUUGGUCUCCUUUACUUAUUGUAUUGCAGAUAGGGGAUUCACUGCAGUUUCAGCAUGCGUCAUUGGCAGUUGUGGUCACAACACUCUGCUCUGUUGAGUGGGAAGUCGUACACCAGAUAUUUUGCUGCCAUAGAAUAGGGCUUGCAUUCUGGUUCUGCCUGCAUAGCUCCCUCGAUUUGAAAGCCACAAGCUUGAAGCCUGCCUAAUGAUUCUUUGUGCUUUGUUGAGGUUAAGCACAGUGAAUUUUAUUAACCACAAGAGUCUGUAUGUUUAAUCCCCAUCACAUCAGGGAUGCCUCUGUGCUUGCCUUCCUCUUUUUGUGUGUGUGCAAGUUUAAGUUGUAAAGUAAAAGCACCGAUUGUCCAAUAAACUCUGACAGGUUUCCAAAACAUACACGUUUUUAUUGUUUAGUUGUAAGAAAUUCUGUGUUUCUACAAGUGACUAUAUAUAAAUAAGUUUGAAAUAAUAUUCUGAACAGAUCUAUACUAUAUGUUUAAUUUAAGUCAGGGGAGCCCAAAAGAUAAAUCCCCAGAUAUUGUAGAACUACAACCCCCAUGAUGCUUUGCAUGCCUUUAGAAUGACAAAGCAUCAUGGAAUCUGUAGUUUUAAAACAUCUGGGGAUCUACCUUUUGGCACCCCUGAUCUAAGUUAAGGUUAUAAACUGAGCUGGUUUGGUAUAUGUCCUAACUUCCAAACCCUCAAUGACAAGUAAUGUUGUGUGUGUAUUCACGGCCGUCUUUAAAGCGGGGCAAACGGGGCAGCUGCCCCGGGCCCAUUUACUCCUGGGGGGCCCAAAGCAGCUACCCCGUGGGCCCCGCUGUCCGCAAAAAAGAAAUAAAUUUAUUUGCCCCCUGGGCCCGCCGGUGCUGCGGCUGCACCGGGAGCCCCAACACUAAGAGGCCCCGGUCGGGCACUUUGACCCCGUGGUUUUACCGCAGCAGGCUGGGAGGAAGUGACUGCCGUGAGUCACUUCCUCCCAGAUAGAAUGAAGCCGCGCGGGAUGGAGUAGGAGGCCGUCAGGAGGGAGCAGGAGUGCAGGAGCCUCACACUCCCAACGACCUCAGCCUGCCACUGGACCCCAGGGAACCCAUAAGGUAGGGCUGGAGGGUGGCUUUAUAAAUGUAAACUUUGCAUGUGUGUGUGUCAGUAUUUGUGUGAGUCAGUAUGUCUGUGUGUGUCUUAGUAUGUGUGUAUGUGUGUGAGUUUGUCUGUCAGGGUAUUUGUGUGUCAGGGUGUCUGUGUGUCUCUUAGUAUGUCUGUCUGUGUGUGUCAGUAAAUCUGUGUGUGUGUGAGUAUGUGUGUCUUAGUAUGUCUGUAUGUGUCAGUAUGUCUGUCAGGGCUUAUGUGUGUGUCAGUAUGUCUGUGCGUGUCAGUUUGUCUGUCUGUGUGUGUUUGUCUGUCUGUGUGUGUCAGUAUGUCUGUCUGUGCCUGUCAGUAUGUCUGUGCGUUUCAGUUUGUCUGUGAGUGUGCAUGUCAGUUUGUCUGUCACUGUGUCAGUAUGCCUGUCAAUGUGUAAAAAUGUAAACGUUGCAUGUGUGUGUCAGUAUUUGUGUGUGUCUUAGUAUGUCUGUGUUUAUCUAAGUAUGUGUGUGUGUGUGAGUAUGUCUGUCAGGGUGUCUGUGUGAGUCUGUGUGUGUAUGAGUAUGUCUGUCAGUGUGUGUCACUAUGUCAGUGUGUCAUUAUGUCUGUCAGUAUGUAUAUCUGUGUAUCUGUAUUUAGUAUAUCUGUGUGUCAUUGCAUGUGUCUCAGGUUUUGUAUAUGCAUGUCUGUAUGUGUGUCAGUGUGUGUAUCUGUAAGUUAUCAUUGUAUGUAUUUGUGUAUCUGUAUGUUGUCAGUGUGUGUACCUGCGUUUGUAUAUCUGUGUGUGUGUGUAUCUGCAUGUGUGUCAGUAUAUGUAUCAGUGUGUCUGAGUAUUCAUGUGUUUCAGUGUUUGUAUAUUUGUCUCCGUAUGUGUGUCAGGUUGUGUAUCUGUAUGUCUGUAUGUGUUAGUGUGUGUAUCUGUGUCAGUCUGUAUUUGCUUGUGUGUUAGUGUGAGUGUCAGUGUUUAUAUCUGUGUAUCUGCAUGUGUUUCAGUGUGCAUUUGUGUAUCACAGUGUGUGUGUGUGGCAGUGUAUGUGUACAUGUACAUACAUCUCAUCAUUCAAAUCGCCAACACUACACACAAGUACACCCCUGCAUUCAACCUUCAACACUACAUACAAACACAGUCCUGCAUUGAAACGUCAACAAUACAUACAAAUACAUCUUUGUGUUAAACACCAAAAAUAUAUCUAAACACACCCAGCAUUAAAAAAAAAAAUACACAGAUGCAUGCUUGCAUUCAGACACCAACACCACCUACAAACACACCCCUACAUUUACACAAACACACUCCAUACAAAAACAUGCUUCCAUUCAAACACACAAACACAACUCAGUGCUAAAUACAACUCUGCAAGCAUGGGAAAAUGGUUCCGUUACUGCGUUGGGAAGUGGAGAUCGUGAUUGCAUGCCAGGGAGUUAGGGUCAGGGGGCCCUAUCAAAUGCUUGCCCCGGGCCCAAUCAUUAUUAAAGACGGCCCUGUGUGUAUUCAUAUUUAAAACGUGUUCCACAGCACUGUACAAUGGGUAGGCAAUGCAUACGUGAGAAUUCAACAAGACAUGUUCGACUAUAAAUGAGAGCUAGUUAUUGCCUUGCUGUAACGCGUUUAUGUAUGAAAUUAUUAUGAGCAUGUUUUCUCAGCAGCAAACCAGAUUCAGCGUUUUCACAUUGCAGUUGAAACAUUAGCUCACUGCUUUCUACUGCAGUAAAUGUAUCUUCGAACUACCUAAUAAUGUAGAUUGUGUGAAUUGAAAGCCUAUGUGUGCAUUAAAAGUUUUAUGGGUGACUGUAGAUUCGGAAUUCCCAUCAAAUGACAAUUGAACUUUUUGGGGGUGUUUUUGAAAAUGCAGCACGUGUUUUUAAACUGCUGUUGUGGUAUUAACCACAGAUAAACAGGCAAUCAGAAUUUCUCCAGAGUUUGAAGUGCUCGUGGUGCUUGGAGUCUCUAAAUGCAGUAUUUAACUAUGAAAUGUUGCACACACAGAGUUUAACCAUUUUGCUGCUGGAGGUUUAACUCCACCACUGGCUGCGUCGUUCGGUUGUCCUCAGCCAAGACAAGAGUAAAGGGUGGCUAAUGCGAAUCCUGUGCAAAUUUGGUGUCUCGCGCACAACACACCAGACGGCCAAUGGCACCAUGCCUCUCCCUAUAAUUUGAAUUUGGGGAUUUGGUUGACAAGCAGAGCAAAGGCUACUCAAACCAGGAUCAGUGUUGGAGUAACCCUUUAAUAAUGUCAUAGCUAUCGAAAUCUCACAAUACUUUUCGCUGACACGCAACAGUUCAGUGAAAAGGGGCCCGUGUACCUUAGUUACACAGUUAUGCUUAUGUGUUUACGAUCCUUCUGAAUAGAGAGUUAACACAUUAGUGCAACUAUCAGAUGUUUAGCAAAUCCAACACCAAAAAAGGACAUAAUUAAUAAACUACUGAAGACACCAUAACCAUUGCUAGCCAAUCAAUGCCAUUCAAAUUUGGAUGGAAUUUACAUUGCUUCUGUAUUAUCAACAUGGAGAGUGCGAGACAGGUCCACAGAAACCUGGGGAAUCUUCAGUUUGUUUUAAACCACUCAAAACUGAUAUGUCUCCGUACUCUGUGAUUGCCCCUGUAGUAAUUAUAGAGUUACAGCUUAAUUACACAUAAAUAUGCAUUUCAUGUUAAUCUUACAAUCGUGGAGUAUCAAUCUCGAGAUUGUGCUUACAAGAACACUCCAAACACCAUAAUUACUACAGCACUCUCAGCCAAUGAAUUGGUCUUGCACUGCAGGACUUGGGUCAGGAGGGCUAACAGAAGCUCUAAGAAGGAGCUUCCAGCUCUUAUUUAUGAGUGUAUGAGAGUAAGGUGAGGAUCAGUCCUCGGUGGACGGCAGGACGCUCCUUGCACAACAAUCACAAAAUUAUUACAAGGACCACUUGGAGUGUUCCUUGUAACAAUGAUGAAUAAAGUUAAGCCCAGUUUUCAGUGGUAACUGUUCUAACGGCAGUAAUAUUAGUAUAAAAAAAAGUUUGGAACAUUUUUGGAUCAUGAUCACUGAAGUUCAAAAAACCUCAAUUUGAUAUUGAUAUUGAUGUUGGGCUUUUAUUUACCCCUGGUUCUAUGACUGCAUGUUCCGUUGUUAAGGUGUCUCUCGUUGAGCCAGGUAGACACACUGCAUUGCAGUGCCAAACAUAGACUGUGGGUGUUUGUUUAAAAAGACACUACACAAGUAAUUUUAUAUAUGACCAGUGGAGUGAAACGGCAUAAGCGAAGUAGUUUGGUUUAUUUUGUUAUUAAUUAUAAAUGACAUUCUAAGAGGCUCUGAACAGACAUCCUUUAUACCUCAAAUGUUUAUUUUUCUGUGACUAAUGGUGUGCCAGAGAGUACAAUGGAUUUAGCAAAGCAUCAAGAAUGGUCACAUAUGUACACCAGGAAGAAAGUUCAUAUGUAACACAGGGACAUAGAAUAUAUUGUAUAAUAAUUUCAAUUAAUAUAUUUUGUCAUUUAGAUAAACUUCCUGGGUUUAACAAAAUAAAUACAUUGAAAUUAUUUUACAAUAUAAUUUUUUUUUUAAUUAAAGCCCAAUGGAAAACUCCGUUAUUGGUCUGAUGUGAUGCUAUCAUUGCUUCACUUUGUUUUGCUGAUUGAAUCCAGCCAGUGACAAUGUGGGGAAAGACAGUCGUAUAUGAAUUCUGUAUAAUGGUUAGACAUCCUUUGUUUCCUGCAGUAUUUCGCAUUAGGCAGAUUAGGUACCUGGCUACAGGCACGUGUCCUAUAGCAGGGCAUUUUUACGGCACUUAUAAUGUGCCUUUUUUGAGCUUAGGUGGGGAAGGUAAAGGAUUAGGAAUUUUGAAAGUUGUUAGCCUUCUAUACUUGAUACCAGAGCUGUAGUAACACUUAUAGAGGAUGUAAAACUCAGUGCUGUGCCAGAUCCUCCAGUAUCUGUGUGUGUGUGAGGCUAGACAGGAAGUGGAAGGGCUCACUUCCUGUCUGCCACUAACAGCCUCUCACACAGGAAAUGACUUGCAGGAGAAGCUGUCUACCAGCUCAUGCAGCUCUAUCAACCAGAAGAGGGUGAAUACUUUGCAAAUAACCCUUUAAUCCACACGACUGCACCAUACACACCCUUUUCCCUUACCCUAAAUUUAACCACUCCCAAAAUCUAAACAAAUCCUUUCAUUAAUCCCAAAUUUAGGCACUCCUAUCCUAAACCUGAGCAAACUCUUUACCUUAACCCCUUAAGGACCAAACUUCUGGAAUAAAAGGGAAUCAUGACGUGUUACACGUCAUGUGUCCUUAAGGGGUUAAACCUAGAUUAAGCUACUCUUAAAAACUAGACAUCCCAUGUACCCAACUCAAAUUUUUAAUCGCACCGUAACACUAAAAGAAAUACUCUAAACACCCCUUGUCCCUUGUACCACAAAUGUAAUCCCACUCGAGCUAAAAAAAUCCUCCUAGCAAUAAAUAUAUGUAAUUUAACAAUGACUUGAACUGUUCUUUAACAUUUACUCUAACCAUUUUUUACCUUAUCUUUAAAGGUACUCUAUACUCACCAAGAUCACUUAAUCCCAAUGAAAUGGUCUGGGUUCAGUGAUCCCUGUAAUUUUAACAAUACAAUGUAAAAUAUUGCACUUUCUGGCAGCUGGUAUGUUGACCUCUCUGAAGGCAGAGCGGGCAAAUGCAGUAGAGGAGUCCUGGCCUAGGUAAGUAAUCUCUUUAAACUUUCAUUUUUUUGUUAUUAGCAAAGGUGCGUGGACAAAAGGGAACCUAUAGUCCCAAAGUAACAACUAUUAUUUUGGGUGCUUUUAGGUUUCCUUUAACCCGGCAUGCAUUUAGACAGCUGCACAGACUGACAGAUUCAAACCAAAUACAACAAAAACAGAAAUAUGCACAUUCUGUAUAUACGGUACAUACAGUAGGUGUCAAAUUUGAACAUUUGCUGUUGUUUUUUGCCUCUCAAAUCAACAAAAAAUGAUGUACCUCCUACUUUACUGCCGGUGUUUUGUUAAAAAAUAUUUUUUUGUGAUUAAUAUUAUUUAUAACGAUCACAUCUCUGUGGCAGUGUAGAGUUGUUUUUUGUAUUUUUUUUGCUUUGAUGUAUUUUUUUUUUUUACUGCUAUUGCAUCAUGGUUGUUGGGUGUUUUGGAGUAUGUGACAAUUUAACCCAUAUCUGAGCUUAGAUUGUAAUCUUUAUCAGAGUCAAUAUCUGCUUUGGGUUUUACGAUAAGCUGAUUCUAGCAACGCUGUUCUCUCGCAAAUUUCUAAUACAGCAUGUUUUAUACUUAAAUCCUCUAUUGUAUGAAAUUAUCAGAAGCCAAAUAAUUAUGUUCUCACCAUAUUUAUAUAGAGAUUUGAUGUACAGUAUUUAUCAAAAAUACAUCUCGAUAGCUUCUGAAAUUAUAUUUUAUUUUUUGUUCUUGUAUUCUUGUCUGUGUCAAAUGUGCCUCCUCAUAUUCCACUGCCCACACUUUAUAUCACAGUUUAUUUGUAAAUGGUCACUGUUUAUUUUUUUUAAAUUUUUGUUAUUCUUUUCAGUAGAUACACCUUUAAUUUCUGCGUAUUUCCUGCGCCAGACACUUGGUGGAGUUAUCGCCUUCUAGAAGUGUCAAUGCCCCCAGCCUUCACCAGUGACGGCUGCAGGGAAUUGGCCUUCUUGCGGGAGUCUCCGUAGAAAACUGUGCUGUAGUCUUGCGCAUGUGAGAGUUCAGCAGUGAUGUCGGCUCGUGGUGCUAAAGUUCUAGGAGCUGAAGAGAGCGGUUGGGACCCCCCAGCCACCUAACUCGCAGCAGCGACGUUGCUGUCGGUGGUCUUUGCAAAUUCUGGAAAGUCGCCAGACGGUGACAGUGCCACAUUAAGGCUUGGCUAAUGGCAUAGAACUUGGAAUUGAAAGUCCUCUGUGGGAAAAUAUCAGACCUAUAGACCAUAAUGAAACAAUCCUGAUUGGUUGAGCCUCUCCUGGUGAAAAUCACAGUGAGAAGCACACAAGCGCCUCUAGUGGCUGUCAAUGAGACAGCCGCUAGUGGAAAUAGGGGAAGGCUUAACCCAUUCAUAAACAUAGCCGUUUCUCUGAAACGGCUAUGUUUAUGAAAAAAUGGGUUAACCCUAGAAGGACCUGGCACCCAGACCACUUAAUUAAGCUGAAGUGGUCUGGGUGCCUAGAGUGGUCCUUUAAGAAAGAGGUGAAAAGUUGUACAGCGAUAACACCACACUCUGACUUCUACUUGCAAGUUUGAGUGGUUUCUUAUCCACUCAUACGAAUUGCUCUCAGUGGAACGUCACCUCUUCUUUUUUGGCACAAGAUUCUAUUUUCAGUUGCUGGCUCCUUCAUCGUCUUAGUGAUGAAUAGGGGAUUGUUUCUGCAGUAAAGAGGGGUCUUACAUGCAUGGCCAUACACUACAGCUUUCCUAUAGGUCCUUUUAUGGGGGUGUGAAUGUGAUGAGUCACAUUUUGCACUUCUGCACAGAUGUAAUCUGCAUUUAUAUUUUAGCGAUGCAGUGUUUAUCAUGCAUUUGCACGUAUAUAAAGAAUUUCUCCCCAUUGCCAGCAAAAAGGUUAAAAUUCGAGUACUCAAAACACAGACAUCACCUGCAUUUUUAGCCAAGUUCAUUGAGGUAAACAUAAGAUUGCUAGGGGGAAACUGAGCCCAGUGUUCACGGUUACCAUCGCCAUCCAAAUGUAGACCAAUUUGGACAGGUAUUGCAGAGGUCAAAUGUAUGCAUUAUAUCACUGUGGCAGCAUAUGUUUGGGCUUUGGGUGUCAGAAUAACUCUGUUACUUGUGAAAGCACUCAAACUUGGGGGGUGGGCACUUAGUUCACGAACUAUGUGCACUGCUGUCCAACAAAUAACAUAAUCACUCUAGAACACGCUCUGUUAUAUCUUCUUUCACCUCACCCAUUAUGACUCUGGAAUUGGCUGGUUUUUGUUCUGCGGUUGAUAACUUAUAAAUAUUAAUUAUUUUGAUUGUUUAUAAUUUAUAAAACAAAAUGGUGCUGUGAAAGAUAUGCAUGUCCUGAAGGCUGGUAACUUCACCCGACAUAUAUUCCUCUCUGAUCUUAUGGUAAUGCUUAUUAACUGGUUAUUUCUGGAAUCUGCAAUCUGUUACAUAUUUUUUGUAUCGCUGCACUACAAAAAUAAUCUGUAAAAUCGGACUACACCCUAGCACAGGCAUAAGCAACCUUCGGCACUCAAGAUGUUUUGGACUACACCUCCCAUGAUGCUGUACCAUCAUUAUUGGUAUAAGAGCAUUAUGGGGGAUGUAGUCCACAACAUCUGGAGUGCCGAAGGUUGCCUAUACCUGCCCUAGCACCCUAACCACUACAAUAGAAUGCUCACUCCAAGGCUACAGAGCAGACAUCUGCCGCACGGCAAACAGAGCUGACCCUCCCCUGCUUAGUACGCUUCUGUCAAUGCAUCUGUUACACUAAAAAAAAAAAAAAAAUACAUACAUUGAAAGGGAAAUAGGGGGACAGGGCUUCAAGGUGAGAAGAGAGGUAAGAAAACUAUGGUACUCCUAACGUGUGGAGGUUCAGAUGUAUCAACAUCCUUGGUUAUGCCUUGUACAUAAAUAUUCUUGCUAUGCAGCUUAUGUUCAAACAUACCUAGGCUUUUAUCUGUAGCCUGUUUUGUUUGCUACAUUUGUAAAAAACAAACAAAAAACUCCAGACAAGCCUGCCUAUUCUGGUGGUCAAUCACUUCCGACACGAUUGCCUUCAUUGUCCCAUCCAUUCCGAUUCUUCUCUUAAGAUAGAAAUAUCUGUAGGCAAAGCAUAUAUUUUGGGUAUGUCCCAGAGUUAGGUUUGUAAGUUCACGUUCGUUGUUGGCAAGCCAGCCUCAUCUGCAGAAGCAGCAGACCAUGGUAGUGGUUCAUAUUCUGUUCUCUCAACUAGGUUAUCCAAGAGGCGUUCACUGGAGCAGGAAUAUUGGCAUAUUGAAGAGUUUUAAAAAUAUAAAUGUCAUUCUCUUUUAAUCCAUCUUGAGAAUUCGGUCUAAGGGCACAGUCAUCAUAUUCCCCAAAAAUCACUGUUGACCUUGCGUUGUUACAUUUGCCAGUCCAUGCACCCUUUGUUCCGUGUCUGUCUUGAUAACAAACUUGCUCGAUUUUCUGUUUUAGUAUAACUCUUCCUUUAUGGUGAAAAUACUCCGCAGCCAAACAUCUGAUAUUUUCAUCAGGAUUCACAAGUGAGCAAUUUCCUGGAUAAAAUUAAACUUAUCACAUCAGCUACACCUAGAACUGUGAGUCUGCAGCCCAUCCCCAUCAAUAGUUGAUAACUGCUAAGAAUUCCAUCUUCAGCAAAGCAAUCCAGAAACAAAAUUGCUGUGUUAUGUUUAUAUGCUCGCUAUGCAUCCCUUGCUUCAUAUAAAUAUUAUGCUAAUAUUUUCUCAAUCAAAAAGUGCUCAAUAGUAAAGGGACUAAAGGGCUGUUUAAACCACCAUAAACACUUCAGUAAUAAGAGUUUGUCGUGGUGGUAGAAGUCUAGAUGUAUGGUGUUCCUGCUUGAGACUGCAUAUCCAGAGACAUUUGAGGGGGCUAGUAACACCCUAGGCACAUGUGACUCUGGCAAUUAUAAAGCAUGCAUCCAAAGGAAGAAGACGGACCAAUGCAAUGCAAAACCCCAAUUCCCAUCCAAUUUAAAUGGUUAGGUUACAGUGCAUUCCAUUGCUUUUUUGUGCAUAUUUCAAUGAAAGCUUUUAUUGCAUACUAUAUCAUAGAUCCUUCUUUUUGCAGACUAUUUACCAUUUCAAAAAGAAGUAACAAUCUGCGACCACUUACUUUUGUAGGAAGAAGUGCAGGUUGUUUUAUUCCAGUGUCACAUAGGCAAUGAUAAUGCCACUAAAUGAUGGAUUUUGAAGUUUCUCAGGAGGUUAAGGUCUGUAUGUUGUCCUCCAUUGCCAUAUAUGUAUUUUUGAAAAGAGGAUUCAAAAUGUUCAGAAUUAUAAAGCAGGCUUAGCACAACAAGAUCCAGGAAACGAAGUGUACUGGUGUAGUAUGCCUCCAUUUAAUAUGUUGUAAACAUUGGUGGGUUCUUUCUCCACAUCACAGAUUUUUUCCAAUGAUUGUUUUCCAUUCAGAUAGACCAGGAGUUCAGGUAAGCUACUCCAACACCAAAGUCAGUUCAAUUUUAUGAAGGCCGAUUUGUAUGUUAAACUGUUCAGUCAAAGGUUUUUUUCAUGCUUUUAUUGAGAGACUUUCGUUGUUGUGGCUCUGUCCUCCAAGGCUGAGAUAUAGGGCCUUAAGUUGAAAUGAACCCUCAAGUCUAUGUUAUGAUCUGUUCCAAAGCUGUUUGUGGGCAAGUGUUUCAAAUUUAGAAAAUACUAUGUCCCUAACUAUAGGUAUUCUUUGUGCCAUUUCUCAAAAGACACCCACUUAGAGGAUGGUGAGUUACUGAAAAAAGUGAGUUGUGAUUUGUUUCGACAGAUUAUUAUUAUUUUUUUUAAAUUAUAAUUACCUUUGUGCAAGCAGUGUCACUUUUAUCCAUAGUGAAAUCCACUUUGGUUAGCGAAGAUGGGAUUUUUAGCCGUUGUCAACUAUUGAUGGGGAUGGGCUGCAGACUCACAUUUGUAGGUGGUGUUGAUGUUGUGAUAAGUUUAUUUUAUCCAGGAAAAAAAGGGGGGUGCCUGUGCCUUGACAGAGUGGGAAGCUAUAGUGCCCAGAAAACUAGUUCAUAUUUUAAGCCCUUUGUAUAGUGGUGUAGAAGAGUUAGUCAGUAGAACCUGUUUUCCACUUCCAAUUAAUAGUAUCAGUCACCACUGGGAGAGCAGUGAAGUCUUUGAUGCCUUGGCAGAUUUAUAGUUUGCCGCCCCGAGCAGUUAAGAUCUUUUUGGCUCCCUCCCUUUUCUUAAUGUACAGGGUGAACUUAAUGCACCUCUAAAUUAACUUUCCCUCUAAAUGUGGGAAAUAUGUGAAUGCUACUGUUUAAAAAUAAGAACAAUAAUAAUAAUUAAACUUUAGGAAACAUUUGAGUGCUCGCUGUUUGCUACAAAUCCAACACUUCUGCUGAGAUCUGGAACAAGCUAAAUUUCUCAGCCAAUUGAGGUCCUCCAAUUGUUUUCAGUGAAAGAUCUGUACAUGUUGUCUCUACUGCUUCUGUUUGCUUGCCAUGUACCUUUAAUGGCAAGACCAACCUUUUGGACAGAGGGCAUCUCUUUACCGCUAGCUAUAGGGUGGCCGUGCUCAGAACCAUACUGGCACAAAAAUUCAGCCCAGGCAUUUAAACUCAUAGUGGCUUGGUGGAUGAGAGAUGAGCAACAGAGGGGACCUUUAAAGGAAACACCGAUUACAAGCACGUCUUCCCUUCUCACCUGCCAGGGUUAACUCUACCUCUAGAGGUUGUCUACCAGACCGCCCUAGAGGGACUUCCGGGUCGUUAGGCGACUUUUGUGUAUGUAUGAGGAGAUCCAGCAUCUCUCAAAUCUCAUAGGAAAGCAUUACACAAUGCUUACCUAUGGGCAAGUCCUAAUUCACAUGCACAUUAGGUCCAUCCUGCCGGCUGCCGUUAGUAGGGGGGGAGCGGAGGCGGAGUCUGAACCAACGACAAUUGGAAUUGGCUAAAUAACAGAAGAUGUUUUUAACUCCUUCUGCACGGUGGUCAGGAUCCGCGAGGGAGGAGGCACUAGAAGGAGUUUUAGUGCCACAAAAUAACUUUGUUUUCCUGGCACUAUAGUUUCCCUUUAACUACAAUUUAUGUUAUCAUCAAUUUUGCUCCUAAUACCCCCUCCUAUGCUCACUGCUCCUUGGGCCUGUUCUAUAACCACUGUCAUGAGUUAUACCUUUCUUUGCCAACAAUUUCCUGGUUUCCCUUCAGUGACUGUUGUUUAGGUUCCCAUUUCAAGAUUCGAGAUUUAUAGGUUUGCACUCGAUAAUCAUAGUCUAUGUCGUAGUUAACGUUUUUGUCAAACCACACCAAAACCGUUUUGACAGACUUUACUGUUGCUUUUAGUCACUACACCAUAACAACUACAAUGUGUCUCUUUAGUUCAUCCAUGCAGGAGAGAAUAUUCUAGAUGGUAGGGCCCUUUGCAUGUUCACCAAAAUGUCUCGGAGUCUUGCUGUAACUUGUAUAAAGCUCUGAGCGCAAUGAUAGUUUAACUCAAAGCAAACGUCUGACUCCAUAAGCAUCAUAGGAGUUUCAAUGCCAGGUGGCCAGUGUGCUGGAGAUUGUCCAUUCCAUCCCACGCUUUACCUGCAGAGCUGCGUUUUUAUACAGCUACCCUGAGAUUGUGUACAUUUUGCAGGAAGUCAUGGGGUUAUUAUUUAUGAAGCUAUGAUUAAUACAGUAAAUCCCCUCUGAGCUAUAACUGUUGGGAUGUGGAUUACACAUAUGCUUUAGAGGCAAUUAGUGGACGAUUAAGGGCACUUUUCGCACGCUGGCAUAUGUCAAGAACUGCGCUGUAUUCAUGGCUGUAGCUUUCCACUGGUUGUUUUCCCAUACAAUAAAAUCUAUCUCAUAUUCCCAUAGCUGAUUCUAAGAAUUGGUUGUUUUUACAAGUCUGGUAGUCUGAGAUGCAUUGCCAGGGCAGGUUAUGCUAUACAACUCGUACUUAGCACUUGUACUUCUUUCAUUUAUUUAUUCAUUUAAGACGUAUUUGUGAAAGAGACUUAAAAGGCAUAAUCCAUAAGAUGUCAAGGUGAAGCUAUUGAAGGCACUGGAUAUAAAGAUAAAUAUGGGACACUCCUGGUGCCUUAACCACUAUGGCUUAUGAAAGUGGUUAUGGUACUUGCUAUAAUUUAUUUUAAUUGCAGACUUAAAAAUAUAGGGCGUUAAAUUGGAUCUCCCCCCUACAAAACAUGUCAGAGAGUCCUCGAAAUACAUUUACCAAUAAGUUAUUACACAAGUCCUGAAACAGAGGGCCUUGCGGGUGUUGCACUUUUGCAAUAAGGGCAUUUCCCAGAAGUGGUCAUCACAGAGACUGCAUUAGGAGGAAGUGUAGUAUUGGAACUUUUGCUUUAAAAAUUUUUUUUUUUUCUUUCUGUUCAUUAAACACUGUAGGCAUUAAAACAACUUCAUACCUUUGAAGUUGUUAUAGUGCCUUCAAUCCUUUAAACCCCCAAAACCCUUUAUUUAAAUAAUUAGAAGGCUUAGUAACGUGACUUCAAGACACAUCUCCAAGCCCUCUGAGUGUAAAAGCUGGUAGUUUACAUUCCCGGCUCGUAACCUGUGUAUGCGCAGUGCCUUUACAGUCGGCCAUAGAGAAUAUUUGUAUUCAAUGAUUCUGUAUAGUAGAAUCAUAGGCGCAUCGCCCAGGAGCAGUUUCCAAUGCUCCUCUGUGAGGAUUAUGAGGGGGAGGUGAGUAAUGUUUUUUUGGGGGGAGAGAGGGGUGAGGUCUUGAACUAAAUAGCCAUAUCCGAACUGCAGAGUUAGAAAUACAGAUUAUAUAUACCUAUCGCCACAGUGUUCCUUUAAGCAGAAUGUCACAUCCGUAGCACAUACAGAUAUUCACUGUAAUAUAUAGUGAUGUAUAGUGUGCAGUUGUCCAAAUUUUGAAAUGCAAACUUUCUUCAUGAAAGAAAAGUAAUUUUUAAUUUGUUCCUCCAGUAAUGAUGGAAGUCAAGCUUCUGUGGUUCCCAAUAAGCUGUUGGAAAAUACCCUCAGGACAAAGAAUGUUCUGUAUUGAAAAUAAAGCUGGUUGGAGUAAUAUUUCAAACCAAAUGUCAAAAAAUUUAAAUUAGAUACUGUUUGUUCUCCUAUGUCUCAAAAUUAUGUGUGAAAUGUACAGGGAAAAGACAUACAAGCAACACAAAUUAGAUACAAUAUGUACGGUUAAGUCAAACUACAUUUAACCUACAUAAAGGAAAAACUGCCGGGUAAAAACUACCAUGUAUUUUUCAAGGCACUAUAUAAUGUAAAAACAUUCAGGAACAAUACAAGAUACAUACUUCUAAAGCUUCCCUGGGUGUUUUUUCCCAUUCCUAACCAUAAAGAACAGAUGUAGUUUAUAAAAUAAGUUCAUUUCCGAGAGUAGUUCCACUAAUCAGUUGGGUUAAGCAUAAAACUGAUAACAAACAAAACAAAACUAGGUUCACUCUUGAAUAAUACUUAUUAGUUGUAUCCAAUUCUCUUGUGCAGGAUUAUCCAGCAGAUCCUAAAAAUCUGGAGUUUAUGAGAAAUACAGAUUUCUGUAUCAGGGUCAGUAUGAUAUUUUUUAUUUUUGUGUGUAUGUGUUUUUUUUUUUGUUUUUUUUUUUUUUAAAUAUAUAUUCAGCCCCAUAUUGUCAUGCUGGGCUACCUGAUUGACAGGACAAGGAGAUGGAAUAACACCCCACAAAUAGCUAGACAUCUGAGUCAGGGCUAGCAGAAAUUCUGUACAGACUUGGUCUUUGCAAGCUGAAAUUGAUAUCAUGUCUUGAAACAAUUAUGCUAUGUCCAUUUUAUAUUCUACACUCCCUCCCCCCCCCAAUCAUUCUGCUUUGUGUUUGUUUUUUCAGUAAUAUGGCUGAUUAUAUAUAGCAGCGAUUCUCAGUUUGGUAAUGGUUCACUUCAGAAGCUGAAAACCCUGUGGAUUUGCUGCAAGUACAGGAGCUUAAUUUUGUUUGCUUAUAUUUUAAUCUUUUAACAGGGCGUCUAUUCCACUCUGUAUCGUUCCUUUAAUAAUAGCCUGAUAACCACACUUAUUGUAUUCACUGGGUAGAUUUCUUCCCAGGCCAGUGCCACAUUUAGUAAUGUACUUUUAAUUUAUGUGCAUUCCCUAUUUACAACGCUUUCAUAAAUUACCAUUUCUUCCUUAAACCGUAGAAUAAUGGCUCUGUUCUAUUUCCAUGACAACUUCAAUGAUUCCCAAUUUGACUUGUCACAAAUGUAUUUUCCCACAAGAGCAUUUCUCCAAGCAUUGUUUUGAGGAAUAAUCUUUCGAAAUGGCACACUUAUGUGAUUGUGCAAUUUUUCAUUUGUUGAACGUGGCCAAGCCAAAAAGUUGCAGUACAGGAGGAGUUGUCAGCAUUAUGUAAAAAUCACAAAUUGUGCUUAUAGCUGCAGGAUCUCUGUGUAAUAAAAUGAUUUCUGUUUGCAUUAAUCGGAGAAGUAAGUUUAUAUCAACGUAGGGGCCCUUCUAUUCAUUAGCUCACAGUGGGUUUGCAGAAGCAAUGCUCUUACAAUGUAUUUUAAAACGUUGGAGACUCUGUUCUUGCUGUUACCUAGGAAACAUUGGCGAUCAUCCCCCAAAUCUUCCAUGCAACCUCCUAAACUUAAAGAGAAACUAGCUCAAAUAAGUUUACUGCUGUAUACAAGAAAUUCAUUUCUGUGACAUCGGAGAAGAUUUACGCUCUAUUGAAACUGGAAGGCUGGGGAACAUAUUUUCUCUUUGAUUAUAUUAGGAUAUUUAAUUAUUCAUAUUUAUACAGUUGGUAGCAUAUUCCAUAGUUCUGUGAAAACUUAAAGGCCAAAAGUAAAAACAUUUUUAGCAUUCAUGAAAUGCGUGACUUUAUACCUUUUUUUUAAUAGUUUGUAGUUUUAAAAGAACACUUUGAGGUCCAUAACCUCUGCAGCUCCCUGUCACCUCAUUGAAUGUAGCUAAACGGUUUUAGAACAUAAGACUACUUACCAUGGAACCACCGAUUGCUACUCCCCACCAUUAAGAAAACAAGGUGUACAUGGCAUUCCUAAAGCUGGCUUGGGUUUCUUGCUAUAUUAUAUUCUCAUCUAUGUUUAAUUGUGGAUUUGUAGACUUUUACAUUUAAUUUGUAGAAUGGAACCUGACAACUACGUGUUUGUCUACUUGCUUUUAUCACCACCUCACUUAAAGCCUACCUUUCGCUCACGGGCUAUAUGUUUAUGGGAUAUGUUUACCACUUAAGCGAUACAGGAUUAUAUAGGGUGCUCUCAUAUUGAAAACAGGUGGAUGGUUAAGAGUGACUGAGAGGUAUCAGCCAACUCCUUGUCUAGAUGUUCACUGCAUGUAGGCUUUCAUUCAUUUUUAUAUAGUGCAUUAAAAACAAGCAGGAAUUUAAUAAAAACUACACUGUUUUAAGGUGCAAGUUAUGAUCCGUAAUCUGUUCUACUUUUCUUUUGUUCUUUUCCUAUUUAAAUUCUAAAUAAAAUAUUAGCUGUGACACUAAGCUAACCAUUGCAAGGAAAAUAUUACAUGAAAAUAUUGUGAAUGUAAAUUUGCCUAGAGCGCUACAUCCCAAAAUAUAAUUUAAAGGGACACUAUAGUCACCAGAACAACUACAGCUUAUUGAAUUUGUUCUGGUAAGUAGAAUUGUUACCUUCAGGCCUUUUGCUGUAAAUACUGUCUUUUCAGAGAAAAUGCAGUGUUUACAUUACAGCCUAGUGAUAAUGUCACUGGCCACUCCUCAGAUGGCUGUUAAAGAUCCUUCCUGGGUCAUGGCUGCCUAAAAUGCAUCCAAACAUUCAGUAUCUCCUCCCUCUGCAUGCAGACACUGAACUUUCCUCAUAGAUAUUCAUUGAUUCAAUUCAUCUCCAUGAGGAGAUGCUGAUUGGCCAGGGCUGUGUUUGAAACAUGCUGGCUCUGCCCCUGAUCUGCCUCUUUGUCAGUCUCAGCCAAUCCUAUGGGGAAGCAUUGUGAUUGGAUCAGGCUAUCACUUCUGAUGAUGUCAGCAGACUGCUUGUUUUUCUGAGACAAGCAGCAUGCAGAGUUACAGCUGCUGGCUUGAAUACAGUAAGAUUCUGCUAUAUUUAUGGAGGCAUAAGGGGCCCAGGGGGGUAGAUGGUGGUUUUAACACUAUAGGGUCAGGAAUACAUGUUUGUGUUCCUGACCCUAUAGUGAUCCUUUAAUUAUAUAUAGUUGAUUGUGUGGUAAAAUAUUACAUGUUCACGUUACUGUAGGUGGUUAAUUAAAUCCAAUUCCAACAGCAAUACAUUUAUAAACCAUUCAUACAAUUUACAUGUAUGACUUCCCAGAUUUUAAAUUUUUUGUUAGAUUGGUGUGGUGUGAUGUGUUUAGGCAUUUAUGAGCAGAGGUUUCUGGGAGUUUGAGUUCAUUUAUCAGCUUGUUAUUGUUUCCCUGAGAAAGCUGUUACCUGAACUUUAAAUCCCAGAAACCUUUGCUGUUGAGAUAUAGAACAACUGGAGAAACACUAAAGGUUUAAGCAGAAAAUAAAGGUUAACAUCACAUACCAGCUACAGAAACCAGCAAGAAGUAAAUAUUUUAGAAUGGGAGAAAUGGGAGGGACAGGCUUAAAAUGUAGAAUACAAAUCACAAACAUCUGUGCAUUAUCCAAUAUGUCUGUGUACAGGUUAAAAAAAAAAUUUUUUUUGGUAAAAUUUCAAAUGACCAUGCUCACUUGUUUGCCAAUGUUAAAGGGAUACUCUAGGCACCAAAAAAACCUUUAAUUUAAUGAGACAGUGUUUAUUGUUUAGAUAAGGCUCUCGCAGUCUCACUGCUCAAUUUUUUUCCAUUUAAAAGUUAAAUCACGUUAUGCAGCCCUAGCCCCACCUCCCAUGCAUGUGACUUACACAGCCUCCCUACACACUUCCUGCAAAGAGUGAUCUAAUGUUUAUAUUUUCUGUGUUUCAUUUUGAACCUAUUAUCUGCUGCCCUAUAAAUAGCUUGCUAGAGCCUCGUGUGUAAUAAAAGUUCAAUUUACAGAGCAUGAGACGAACAUCUCUAAAGAAAGUUUAAUAUCUGAUUGCAAAUAAAACCUAUUUUUUCAUGCAGGCUGUGUGUCAUAGACAGGGGUAUGUGGCUAGGGCUGCAUAACAGAAACAAAAGUGAUUUAACUCAUAAAUGGUAGAGAAUUGUGCAGUGAGACUGCAGGGACAUGAUCUAUACACCAAGUUUCAUUAAGCUACAUUUUUGUGGGACAUUUUCAUAGGUGGGUUCUACUUUAACACUUCACCUUGCUGCUUUCAGCUAAAUAUCAAAAUCUCGUACUACAAAUCUGUGAUUUAGAUGUUUGUCUUUUUGUUUUGCAUUGUUAAUGCAUUUGGGCUGUUAAAUACUAAAGCUACUGCUGAUGUCCAAGAGUAGUGAAUGUUUGACCACAUAGCUGAUUUUACUGUGUUUUUAAGAUGCAGACUACAGCAAAAUAUUUGAUUUCGCAAACACCACAUAUAAUUUUAAGCAUGUUAUAAUUGAGUGGAUCCUUGCAGUAUCCCUUUUUAAGGAUCGCGUGUAUCCAGUUCCCUUGCAGCCAGCAGUUAAAUGAAGCCUGUUCUGUACUGGUUCAUGACACUGGUCAGAGUUGGCCUAGAUGGCUCAACCUGUAGUGUUAAAAGAUUUAAUAUGUCUCCAUAUUGAACCUUAUUUGUGUAAUUUCCUUCACAGGAGUCCUGCUGGGGAUCUUGGUGCUAAAAAGAAAAAGAAGAAGCAGAAAAGAAAAAAAGAAAAGCCAAAUUCUGGGGGAACCAAAUCUGAUUCUGCAUCAGAUUCUCAAGAAAUUAGAACACAACAGCCUUCAAAAGUGAGUGCAUAGCUGGUUAGCUGGUUCCUGGCUUGUCUCAGACAGACACAUAAAACACCAUAACCACUGUAGCUUAUAUAUCAAUGAAUUGAUGUUUGGAAACUCUCUCUGCAAACAAAUCGCUUAAUUCCCCCUUGCUUUUAUUUAUUGUCUGCUUAAACUCUUGCGAUAGUCAUCCCCACCUAUGUGUAAAUGCAAUGCAAAUGCACACAGAAAUGCUCUACAAACAGACUUUCUCAGUAGGAACAGUGUACAUCUGCAUUUGCAUACAUACACUUUCAGCGCACACACAGAUUAUAAAUGUGGAUUAUACACCGGCAGCUUCAUCACAGAUACACGCUGAAUACAGCACAAGCACUGUGCAUACACCGCGUACACUCUCCAUACAGUUAUUUGUCCACAUGCCGCAGUAGGGACAGUGAACAAUAGUAAAUGCAUUUAGAAACUAGUGUAUGUAAAAUAAUUUUGUUGUGUUCCCAAUACUUAUUCCGUGACUUUAAAGGCUCAGCAGGUGAGUAGGUCAUGAAGUUAUUUGCAAUGUCUCUAUCUCUGGCCAUUUGAAAUGUUGGGAGUAUGUAAUAAAACCCAACGCAUUUACUGCUCAAAGCAUUGUCUGCUUUCUGACCUUGUAGUGUGCGUAUAUGAGUUGACUGACCAUGCACCCCCAAUAUCUGAGGAUAGUUGAUUGUAAACCUCAGAGAUUGUUACUAAUCUCACCAACUGGUAACUUGAAAGAGAUUUCCAGCUGCAUAUAUGUCACAUAGAGGUUGGAAUAGGUGGCUGUAACCAGGCCUUUUUUCCUUAACAUACAUAUAAAUUUAUUAUUAUUAUAAUUGCCAUUUAUAUAGCGCCAACAGAUUCCGUGGUGUUUUACAAUAUUAUGAGAGGAGGAUUUAACUAUAGAUAGGACAAGUACAAAAAACUUAUGGGAACAAUAGGUUGGAGAGAACCCUGCUCAAUCGAGCUUACAGUCUAUAGGAGGUGGGGUGUAAAACACGAUAGGACAGGAAUUUGCAGUCAAAUAAGGUGGGAGUGAAGCAGAGCUGGAAGAGAGAGUAAAGUGUUGCCCUUUAGGAGAGAGCAAGAGACAGGUAUGUGAGGUAGAGGUUACUCUGGAAGGCCAUAAGCUUUCCUAAAGAGAUGGGUUUUAAGGCACUUCUUAAAAGAUGCAAGACUAGGGGAGAGUCUGAUGGCAGUAGGCAGGCUAUUCCAUAGGAAGGGAGCCUCCCGCGAGAAGUCCUGCAAGUGUGAGUUGGCCAUACGGGUGCGGACAACGGACAGGAGGUGGUCACAGGCAGAGCGGAGAGACCGAGAAGUGGCAUACCUAUAGAUCUGUGAGGAGAUAUGAGGGGCUAGAGUUGUUCAGUGCUUUAUAGGUACGGGUUAGCACUUUGAAUUGACUCCUAUAGCAUACAGGAAGCCAAUGUAAGGACUGGCAGAGGGGUGAGGUGUGAGAGAACCGACUAGAGCGGAAAAUCAGUCUGGCAGCAGCGUUCAUUAUGGACUGUAGCGGGGCAGUACGGCUUUUGGGAAGACCAAUCAGGAGAUUUACAUCUUGGACCUAUUAAAAUAUGGGCAGGAUUUUAUGCGUGCUUAUACAUAUUGCUUCAUGAUAUUGUGAGUGUUUUAGCUGCUGUGUGUAUAAGGCAUUUCAUUUUUCCUUGUAAAUCUGCAUUAUGAUAUGUUGAUGUGCGUGAAUGUGGGUAGAGCAAGACUGGAGUGAGUCGUGGCAGACAGACAUUGGUGUGUGUCUUUAUAGAAUGAAUGGCAAGUUUUGUCACAAGCUUUUGUAGGGGCAGAAAUGCUCCAGAAUAGCCUGUUGUGCAGGUUCCAAAUACAAAUCUCCCAAAAAUACACGCCCCAGAGAAAGUAACUAUGGACCUACACCAGAAUAGAGAACAAGAAGUAGUAUAUUUCACCAAUUCUGUUCCACUGUUUCUGGUCUGUUAUUACUUUCAUUGGUGCUUAGACUAUCCCUUUAAUAUUUAUAGUGCUUGGUGUGUUAUUUUGGUAACUGAUUUUUUUUUAAUAUGCAACUUCAGCUCUAGUUUUCUCAAAGCAAAUCAUUUUUGUGCAUUUAAUUUCAAUAUUGAAAAUUAAGCAUUGUUAACCUGCUAAACCCCAUGCUUACACAUGUGCUGGAAUGAGCAUUGAUUGACAGGACAAUAUAUAUUGUGUUUGAUUCCUGCUCACAUUUGAUCUGUCACAAGAUUUUCUCUUAUUUAAUCUUUUAUUAAACUAAAGUUGAUUUGUUUUUUCAAUUUCCUUUGACUAGCCAUCAUUUAGCAAUGACUAUGUAUCUCUGUUCAGCAGCGUCCCUUAAAGGGACCCUCUAAACACCAAAUCCAUUACAUCUUACUGUAAUGGUUUAGGUGCUAAGACCCAGUAACUGCACUAUGGCAUAUUUAUUUAUUGCCGUGUUUGAGAAACGGCCAUGUUUACAUUAGUCAAUCAAACCGCUACUAGAGUCACUUCCUUGUGAAGAGUUUGACCUAUUGAAGGCCUUCAAGUUGGGCAUCCCAGUUCUUCUUUGUGAAAAGCACUGCAUUCAAUGCUUCUUUCUUCAUUGAGUGUGGCAAUUGCGGCACACACGCUUUAGUGCCCCAAUGCUUCACUAUGAGAAGCAUUGGAUUAGCCCAAGAUGAUCUGUCAGGAUGAAGUACAGCUGCCCGCCGAGACCAGGGCGGACGUGACCAAAAGGUUUUAAAGUUUCCCUCAAUGCACUGUUUAUUGGACUUGCCUGCAGCUAAAGGUAGACCCUUCCAGAGAAGAGACUUGCAUCCUAUAAACUCUGCACUGCAUGAUUAGUGAAACUACUCUGUAAAGUGACAGCAGCCAUACCACAGUUGCUAUCAAGUUACCCGUAGUCCCUUUCACUGGACAGGACAGUACACACAGUCAUUAGUGCUGCAACAGAAUAGCACUGCUGAAAAGGGGCUGUGACAGCUUCCCAUGCAGGCAGCCAUACUGCCAAACUCCUCAUAGAGAUGCCCAUGUGCGUAGCACAAUUGAAGCAAUCUGUGUGGGCAGAAAAGCUCUGAAGCUAUUUUUUUUUUCCAAUGCUACACUUAAUGGGGAUUUUUCUAUGUUCCUCUUUAAGACAAUCUCAUUAAACGUGUUACAGUUGAGAGGUAUGAUUCACCUAUCUUACCAGGUUACAGUAAAGAGAGCUUCCAAGAAUGUUCAGGAUCCAGUGUUCCAAGGCAGGAUGCUGACAUUUGUGGUCCAUGUCAUCACGUUUUAGAAUAGACUGCAUAUUUUGCAGUUUCAAGGAAUAAGUCUGCUGUCUUCGUUAUGCUACUUCUUAUCAUCCAGCCUAUUUAUCAAUCAUUUUAAACUAUGUUGUUCCGGGUGCAGUUUUUUGGAGAAGGGGUCACUGAGUGCGUCAGGUAUAUUAUUAUAUAUCAUUUGAUGCUUAUUGCAGAAUGUUGUCUCCUGUUCAGAAUCCUCCCUUUCUCUGAUUUAUAAUGUUGCUGAAAGGGUAUAAAUGCUUCUGCUUUUAUUUUACCCUUUUUUUAAAUAUUAUCUUUACUGUGAGAAGGAGCAAAGAAUGAAGCACAGUUAAAGCGGAAGAAUAGAUUCUCCUGGGAGCAAUGUAAACUGUUUCUGCAUAAUUCUAGAUGCAUGUUGCCAUUUUAUCUUAAUGCUGACGUGCCUUGUUUGUUUGUGCCAGAACAUUGAUAAAUGACAAAGGGCGCCUCCUCGUCAAGGCCUUCAGAAUGUCACCUCUUCGUCUCCGAGGGUUUGUGCACAGCAUUGAGCUAGUGUUUAUGCUGAGCAUCUCUGUUGCGUGAAGGACACUGUGAUGUAAGACAAUUUUGUGUCUGUUUAGUUGUUUGAUUUUUAUUUUUUUUCCUUAUUCUCUAUUGGAAUUUCAAUACGUAUUGCAAUACGUGGGCCCUGAUUAUUAUUACUGGGUUUGUUGUACAUAUUACCUAGAGCAGCAGUCGGUUGCCUUACUUCAGGUGGAGAUACCAGCAACGUGCCCUACAUCCCAAAAUUUCAAGUGGUCAGAGAAAGAAGUGUUUCUAUGACUGCAGGAAUAUAAUAUUGCUGCAGAUUUCUAAGUAAGGUCUAUCAACUAAUGUGCUGAUAGGCUGUGUCUGCACAGACUUAUUUAUUCACGCAUUUACUUUAAUACACUCAGGAUUUUUUGACAUUCAAAUGUAAUGAGAGCUUGGCUAGACUACCGCAUACCAGUGAUGUAAUGUGCUCCCUGCUGGGCUGCCAACCAGUGCUGCAGAAGUGCUGCUGCAUGGACUGAAAUCAAGUUGUGCUCAUCCACACUGGAAAUCCCUGCUGAAUCCCGCCAUAAGCACCGGGCAACAUUUUAACGCCCCCAAAGCCUGACCCUGCGGCUUGCCAAAGAUAGUUUGUGGGGUCAAAAUAUUGCCAAGUCCCCCUUAUGGCAGUGACUAAAUAAUGUAUCCAGUACAUAAUUCCAGUGUGGCAGAGGAUGAUUUCUUUUAGCGAGGUUAUAGACCCAGGUCCUUCUUCAAGCACUGGCCUGGUAAGUGCCGGUGUGCUAAUGGAAUUUUAUUAACAAUGGCAGCUACUAGCAUCUUUAAUGAUGUGCUUUUUUUAGUAUUAAUUUAUGUUUUUUCUUUGACACAUUUCCACAUUAACGCUAAAAGAUUCUUAUUCGAUACGUCUUCUCUUGGAUUUCAUUGCUUCCUUUUGACACUGAUCACCAGAUACUUCCCAGCGGAACUACACACAUGCAUACAUACUCUGUUACUAAUUCUGAAAGUUCACGUGACAAAAGACUCACCUGCUGCCCUGGCACCUAAAUAGAACACCUAUCUGGUGUGAUGCCUACCUACCCCCUUACUAUUGGAUACACACGUCACUUUUAUUCAGUGAUUCUUUCUGUGUUUUGUAGUGUUCCUCUGCCAUUUGUGUCCUGCAGAGACCUGUUGCUGCCCAUCCCUGCUGCUUGUUUUUUGAACUGAAAUAUAUUAUCGUGUUGCCAGAGAUAUGCUAUUGACAGCAACAUUUUUCUAAACUCUCCUAAUCUUUUUCCCCUCUCACAUAUGUCACAAUAUGUAUUUGUAAGAUUUCUACUUUUAACUUUUGGCUGUUUUAAAGGGAUUCUAUAGUGUUAGGAAUACAGAGUUGUACCUCUAACACUAAAGUGCCCUGUGGUCCUUUCCCCCUGUGUGGCACGUAAAGGGUUAAAAACCAUUUAUUUAAUCAACCGAUUCCAGCAUCGAUCUCCCUCAGCACUGGGUAGGCACUCCAUCUCAUCUGACAGGGGACCUAAUUUUGCGGACGCGGCUAGCGCUGUGAGCACAUUAGGUCCUCCCCAUUGAAUAAAUGCUUUCCUCUGGGGAUUUCACUCACGCACGCUGGAUUUCCUCAUGCAGAGCGGAAGGACGUCCAGUGUUAAGGGACUCGGAGUCUGCUAGAAUCUGAUAGAAAGCCGCUAGAGGCAGUCUUAGUCCUGCAAGGUAAUUAUUGCAAUUUCUCUAAACCUGUAAUGUUUGACGUUGCACCCAGACCGCUUCAAUAAGCUGAAGAGGUUUGGGUGCCUAUAGUGUCCCUUUUAACAAUGUCCUGACAUACUCGCUAUGUCCCCAACCCCAGCCUUUAAAAAAAAAAAAAAAAAAAUUAUAUAGUGUUGAAUUUGUAAGGCACUAUAUAAAUGUUCGGAAAAAAAAAAAAAUCUUCCUUGUAUAUGUGAAUAAAAAACAAAAGGUCAUGCCCCUUCUAAUAAUGAGGAAACACAAUUAAAUAAUAGAUUAAGUGCCACAUGUGCUAUCUAACCUAUUAGUUGCCAAGGACGUGUACUGACAGUUGGCAACACCUGGUCCACGACCACCAAGAAGAACCAUAUGUAGCAUUCAAAUUAACCUCCUUUACCCUAUUAAUUAUUCAUUCAAUGACCUAUCUCCCUGCCUCCUUACUAAACAUGUUGUAUGCAUUAUUGAUCAGUCAGAGUUCAGAAGCUUGUUGGAAAACUGCGAAGGACACUCUGAUAUUGUCAGUCACGCAUUUUUCAAAUGUCACAGUAUACAACAAUGUAAUGUGUGUGUGUGUGUGUGUGUGUAUGUAUAUAUAUGCAUUUAUAUAUAUAUGUGUGUGUGUGUGUGUGUGUGUAUGUAUGUGUAUAUAUAUAUACACACACACACACACUACCAUUCUUGUUAUAUAGACUAGCAUUUUGUUCUGUUUGCAUGUCCAUCUUCUUAACGUUUUUGGGCAGAACUAAAACUUUGACCAUAUUGACAAAAUGGAAUAAAAAGAGUUUACAUGUAUGAAGAGAAGAUACAGAGCACGCUGGUUUUUACAUUGGCUAUUUAGAGGGCUGUGUUACGUUUUUGAUGAAGUUUGUGUAAUUUUCUAUUAACUAAAAUGUCUGUUCCUGACAGGUUUUCUUUGCUAGUAAACUCUCUUCAAUCAGGACAGUUGUUGCAGGAUAUUAAUAUUUAUUGUAACAGUAAGAAUGUUCAUAUAACAAUGAGUUAUGCUGUUACACACAUCUUGUCUUGUCAUUCAGCUGGGAAGCAGUGUUGUAAAUUUGUCAUUUACGGGUUUUGUAUUUAUGACAGGACAGUUUAAUGGCUGUUUUUGUUACCUCAGGCUAUACGAAGCACUGAGCUAAAGCAAUUACAUAACGUGUAUGCGCGAUACGUAACUGUGAACUGCGCGUUAUGGGAAAAUAAUGCGUUGCAUUGACUGAUCGUUGAGACGUAAUCAAACCGAUAGAGCAAAUGUCGAUCUUUUUAUAUACAUAAUUUUUCCAGAACUUUAAGAUAACAUUCUGUUCACAUGUACUAUGUGGAUAUAAUGUUAUCUUGGAGUUCUGGAGAGGUUGCGUAUAUAAAAACCUCAACGGUUUGGUCUGUUGCGUGCUUCACUUUUAUGUAUCUUAUCACAAGAUAUGUUUAGGUUUAGUGUACGUGUUAAGGUAGUCUAAAAGUUAAUAGUUGGCAUUCUGGUAGUGUAGGAGUUAAUGUUCCGUGAUCAUGUAGUGAUGGAGUUAAUGUGUAGUAUGGAGGUUAAAGGGACACUAUAGUCACCUGAACAACUUUAGCUUAAUGAAGCAGUUUUGGUGUAUAGAACAUGCCCCUGCAGCCUCACUGCUCAAUCCUCUGCCAUUUAGGAGUUAAAUCCCUUUGUUUAUGAACCCUAGUCACACCUCCCUGCAUGUGACUUGCACAGCCUUCCAUAAACACUUCCUGUAAAGAGAGCCCUAUUUAGGCUUUCUUUAUUGCAAGUUCUGCUUAAUUAGGAUUUUCUUAUCCCCUGCUAUGUUAAUAGCUUGCUAAACCCUGCAAGAGUCUCCUGUAUGUGAUUAAAGGACCACUAUAGUGCCAGGAAAACAUACUCGUUUUCCUGGCACUAUAGUGCCCUGAGAGUGCCCCCACCCUCAGGGACCCCCUCCCGCCGGCUCGAGGAAGGUGUUAAAAUCUUACCUUUCUCCAGCGCCGGGCGGGGAGUUCUCCUCCUCUUCGACUGAAUGCGCAUGCGCGGCAGGAGCUGUGCGUGCAUUCAGUCAGUCUCAUAGGAAAGCAUUCAUAAUGCUUUCCUAUGGACGCUUGCGUCUUCUCACUGUGAUUUUCACAGUGAGAAGCACGCAAGCGCCUCUAGCGGCUGUCAAGAGACAGCCACUGGAGGCUGGAUUAACCUAUUUAUAAACCUAUCAGUUUCUCUGAAACUGAUAGGUUUAUAAAAAAAAAAAAUGGGUUAACCCUAGCUGGACCAGGCACCCAGACCACAUCAUUAAGAUGAAGUGGUCUGGGUGCCUAGAGUGGUCCUUUAAAGUUCAAUUUAGAGCUUGAGAUACAAUUAUUUAAGGUAAAUUACAUCUGUUUGAAAGUGAAACCAAUUUUUUUUUUCAUGCAGGCUUUGUCAAUCAUAGCCAGGGGAGGUGUGGCUAGGGCUGCAUAAACAGAAACAAAGUGAUUUAACUCCUAAAUGACAGUGAAUUGAGCAGUGAAAUUGCAGGGGAAUGAUCUAUACACUAAAACUGCUUUAUUUAGCUAAAGUAAUUUAGGUGACUAUAGUGUUCCUUUAAGGGAAGAUCUUUCUUGUCCCAGUGUUGCCUGAGAUUAGUAGGAGUUUCAGUCCUGGCUGCUCUCAUUCAUUUGUCAGCAGGUGCCAGUCACUUAAUAUUGACUUGCAUUAGCCAGUGCUGUACAGGACAGAUGUACAGUUUGAUAAUUCCUGCUUUUGUCUGGCAUUCUUGUAGAAAUUGGCAUUAUGCAUACUUCUAUCUAUUUGUCUUGUUCUUGGUGCACUUGACUAGAUUAAUUUUUUUUAAUGAGUUUUUAUGGAACUCUAUUCUAUUUCUUGCAUAAAUAGGAAAGGCUUUGUAGAAUGUGGCAUUCAGUUUACAAAUGUUGCUAAUUAAGUCCUUGGUUUUAGAUUGUUGGUAACGUUUUUCAAAUGAUUUCAUAUUUUGUAGUAUGUAGUAGUUUGUAGUAAUAUUACAAAAUAUAUAUUAAUUUUAAAAGUUUAUACAACUUUAAUAAAUUGAGGCUUAAAGGGACACUAUAAUCAACAAAACUACAGCUUAAUGUCUCUGCAGGCUUUUUAAUAUAAACACUCUGCCUUUUUAGAGAAAAGACAGUGUUUACAUUGCUCCCAAGGGACACCUACAGUGGCAGUCACUCAGAUGACCACUAGAGGGACUUCUUGGGUCAGUGCUGGAUGGAGACGCUGAACUUUCACUGUAGAGAUGCUUUCUACUUAUUUAAGAUGGGCCUGUGGGGGGGCUAAAUAAUGCUUUUAACACUAUAGGGUCAGGAAUAUAAAUUUCUUUUUAUUUUAUUUUUUGCAGAAUCCAGCCAUUCCAAUGCAAAAGCUACAGGAUAUUCAGAGGGCAAUGGAGCUGCUUUCUGCAUGCCAAGGACCUGCGAAGAACCUUGACGAGGCAAGCAAACGUAAAUACCAGUUUUGGGAUACACAGCCUGUACCCAAACUUAGUAAGUUGGCACUGGGGUACUUGCAGAUACGAUAUGUGCUUAUCUUGUGCUAGUUCUAUUUCCCCAUAUAGUUUCCUUGUAAGAACAUGGCCAUCUUUUACAUGUUACAGUUGCGUAGUCAUAGCCCUCUUGCAAGAGACUUAAUUAAAAAAAACAAACGAAAAUAUUUUUAAACAGUGCUUAGGAGGCCUGCAGGUUCGAUAUGCAAGUGUUACGACAGUAGGAGCUGGCAACUUUAGCUCAAAAUCAGAUUGUGUGUUGAAAUCUCAGUGAAUCUUUUGAGUAGAAUCGAUUUCCUCACCUGGAGGUAAUUUGUGUGUUUUUCAUUACCUGGUGUUACCUCAUCAUUCUCUCUACCGCCUCUCUCUACCUCCCAACAUUUCAGAUUGACUUAGAGGGACACUUUAUGUUCAGGGGUGUGAGUGGGAGUGUAGCCGUGGUGUUUUGAGAAAUUUUAGGGGUCUUGCUUAUUAACGAUUUAGGCAAUUAAAAUGUAUUUUAGAACAAGAUCAGUUUACCUUAUCGAUGCAGACUGCUUUCUAAACACAUUUAUUGUAGUCUAAAGGCACAUUACUGUGAGUAUUAUUGCUGUGAAGCUACACACUCAGCUACACACUCAGACACACCAACAAUAUGGAGCUCCUAGAAAAGAUGGACAGAAGGAUUUUGGUCCAAUAUAGGGACUGUCCCUCCAAAAUAAGGACACUUCGGAGGUAUGAUCUGUGUAUUUGCAUUAAAAGUUCCGUGAAGCAAAGUUUGUUUUUUUUUCUUAGCAAAUUAAUAGUUUUAAGUUUAGUUUUUUUGGGUGAAUUUCUUUCCUGUUUGGGAUCGUGGGAGGGCUAACGCAAUACCAAUGAAAUGUGUUUUAACCUUAAGGUGACUAAAGGUCAUUGAGAAAGGUCAGACUGAUGAGAGAGGAAAUGUCUAAGCACAUUGUAAUGUGAAUAUCUAUCAUCCUUCUCAGAUUUACACUAAGUAAGUCAUACGGCGUGACAUAUUCAAUAUCUCCGGCAAGGGGAAUGGGAUGAACAAAGUGUGGCAGCAUGUGCACCUAACCACAUUCUGUGCUUGGUUGGUACAUCAGUACAUUUAUAUAGAACAUGUUUUACAAAAAGCACAGUUAACACGGUUACUGAAAAUAAAAUAAUGGAAAACUAUAUUUUUUUUAUUUUUAAUCUUAAACCCUUUGAACAAUCAUGUGAAGCUUACAUCAACUCUUUCAUUGCUAAUGCUUUGUAAUACUAAGGCAGGCAAUGCAUGUUAAGACUUUUAGGUCCAGGGUCUUAAAUAUAUGAACAAAGUUUCAUAUGGUAUUUACACUGAUCAGCCACAACAUUAAAAACAUACCAUUGAUUAUAUAGUUACAAUGGCACCUGUCAAGGGGUGGUAUAUAUUAGGCAGCAAGUGUUCAGUCAGUUCUUGAAUUGUGUUGGAAGCAGGAACAAUGGGGAAGAAAUAAGAACUGAGCGACUUUGACAAUGGCUAAAUAGUGAUGCCUGGGAGCAUUUCCUAAACGGCAAGUCUUGAGGUGUUCUCGGUACGCAGUGGUUAAUACCUAUCAAAAAUGGAGCAAGGAAGGACAACUGGCAAACCUGCAUCAGGGUCAUGGGCGCCCAAAGCUCAUUACUGCAUGUGGGAAGCGAAGGCUAGCCUAUCUGGUUUGACCAGGUGGAUGGCUAGGUGCCUAUUUUUCAUUUACCUAGGGAAGCUGGGAAACCUUGAGUCCUGACAUUCAUGUGGAUAUUACUUUGACAUGUACCACCUACCUAGAGAUUUCUGCAGACCACCCCUUCAUGACAAUGGUGUUACCUAAUGGCAGUGUCCUCUUUCAGCUAUUUACCGGUAGCUAGAUAAUGCACCUUGCCACGUUGCAAAAAUUGUGGCAAAGAGUUCAAGGUGUUGCCUUGGCCUCCAAAUUCCCCAGAUCUCAAUCCAACUGAGCCUCUGUGGGAUGAGCUGGAACAAAAAUUCCAAUCCAUGUAGGUCCCACCUCCCAACUUGCAGGACUCCUGCGAAUGUCUUUCUAGUAUCUCCCUGGAUGACUGACCGAGCUUUAUGGGAUGCAUGAUACACUACUGCUUCAGAACCACAUAUUGGCAAUCACUGCUCUAUAAAGUAUGACAGUGAUCAAAAUCCAUAUUUCACAUCUUGAAAACAUAACGGUCUGUUCUGAAGUACAUUCAGAUCUCUGUAAACAUUGGCUAUGGUUUUAAUGUGUUUAUUUUUAUUUUUUUAUUUAAAUAUUCUAAUUUACACUGUUCGUCUGGCUGUCUUGUUCAGAUGGGACAUACCAUGCAAAUUAAUUUAAUAUAAGUGCCGGAUCCAUGGGGACAUACAGCACAUUGCAAAGAAAUACCAGAGUGUACAGUCUCUUCUACAAUAUUUCUCUGCAUAUGGCUAGCUUAACAUCAGUGUUUCUCGAGCAUCAUGGGUUGACGACAUUACCACGAUCAGGGAAGAGCUGUCGUUUUAUACUUCCCUCCACUGCCCUGCUAUGUGCUUCAAUAGCGUUUACUUUGUGAGGGAAUGAGGAAGUCUCACUGCCAGAGAAGUCACAGUUUCACUUUUAAAGGGACACUAUAGGCACUCAGACCACUUCAGCUCAUUGAAGUGGUCUGGAUGCAAUGUCCCUUUUGCACUAAUUGCUGCAAUGUAAAAUAUUAAAUUUUUAGAGAAACUGCAAUGCUUACCUUGCAGCACAAAGUCUGCCUCCAGUGGCUGUCUACUAGAGGCGCUUCCUGGAUUCCAACAGACUUUUGGUCUGGUAGCAGACGCUGGAAGUCCUCACGCUCUGGUGGAGGUGCGAGGGAGUUGAUAGCUUUGUAUCCCUGGCACUAUACAUAUCUACAUUAUCUGUGAAUGCUAAUGUAUUUCCUUAUGUUAAUAAUUGGCUAGGAAAUCUAGAAUAAUGAGCCAUAUGCUCUGUUUGCAUUUUUUGUUUAAACUCAAACUCUGGCAGAUAUUUUAGGUUUUUCUGUGUAUUGAUAUAAUUUUUUUUUUUUGUGUAUUAUGUUGGUGCUUUAUAAUUUCCAGUAAUAUAUGCAGACUUAAAGAUGUUCUCAUGCCUACUUUUUUCUUCUAUAUGAAAAUAUGCUUCCAUUUGGUAAACUUUUUUUUUAUUAAUUAUAUUAUUUAUUUUUCCACUGUAUGCUAGAGGCUACAUGGCUACUCUGCAGCAUAUGUGUUCCAUUUAUCACAGGCCAUGUAGCUGACAUAAUCUCUGAGAUGGGUUGAAAUUUCCAGUCCAAAAGAAAACUUGUCACAUUCUUACCCCAUGAAUAUAUAGUCUCUUCGUGUUCCUUAGCACAAUGUUGUUUCAUAUAGACACAAACAAAUUAUUACCCAAUGGCCAAAUGAAUACAGCUUCCUCAGUAGAUUACAAUACCUUUUUUUUGUGUCCCAAAAUAUUAAGUUCAUAUUUAAGACUUAAUGGUUUCUUCUUCAAAGUUUAUAACUUAAUGUAAAAAAAAAAAAAGACCUUGCUAUAAUUGUAUAGCUGAAUUAAACAUUUCAGAAAUCUCAGAUUAAUAUUUGACCAGCCUUCACUUGGAGAAAAAGUCCAAGUAAUCUUUUUACGUGGGUAUGAUUUAGGAAAGUCUUAUAGCCAUUUAACCCCUUAAGGACCAAACUUCUGGAAUAAAAGGGAAUCAUGACAUGUCACACAUGUCAUGUGUCCCUAACGGGGUUAAAGUCAUCUUUUUUGGCUUCCUGGUCCCCCAGUUAUUCCCAUGGAAAUGCCUUUGUGUUUAAAAUGAUUUGGCUUUUUUGACCUAUAAUAGAAAUAAAAACUUGAACAAACACUACCUGUUGGUUUAAGAAGAUCUCAUGUUUGUAUGACUGUUACAUCACAACUGCAUCUAGCAACACCUGAGACUAUUUCAAUUGUAUUGCCAAACACUUAAACCGUGUGCAUACCUGGAAAUUCGCUGAAAAAAAUCCAUGAUUUGUGAACACGUUAAACCUAAUCGGAUACCAGUAUCAAGAUAAUCACUCUGUCUUUGGCUCUGCAUGUCGCCAGCCAAGUUGAGGGUUUUAAGGGCACAAAGAAGUAGUUACGAGAUGUCACUUUAAUGUCUGUCAAUCAAGUUCAGCCUUUCUAACAUAUGUUUUUGCUAUUGAUCCAAAAGAAGGCAAAAAAUCCAUUCUAAAGCGCUUCCAACUUUGCAACAAACUAGGAAAAAAUCCUUCUUGACCCCAAAAUGACAGUCCGAUAUCUCCUUGGAUCAAGAAGGUAUUACCCCACUAAUUAGAAAUUAUAUCCCUGUAUAUUACGGUUUUGCAAUUAUUUAUCUAAUUACUGUUUAAACAUCUGUAUGGACUCUGAUAAAACUAACUCUUUAGGCAGAGAAUUCCACAUUCUUAUUGCUCUUACUGUCAAAAAAAAAAUAAAAAUUUCUUGCCUUAGACUAAAUCUCAUUUCUUCCAGUCUAAACAGACUCUCAUCACCCCUCAAAAAAAUAAAGCUUUGCAGGUGCAGUCAUUUUCCUGUUAUGACAAUUAUUCAUAAUAAAUAUUUUUUUCCACUUUUAUAUUAGACGAAGUUAUAACAUGUCACGGCCCUAUUGAGCCUGAUAAAGACAACAUUCGCCAAGAGCCAUACUCUCUGCCUCUGGGUUUUAUGUGGGAUACACUGGAUUUGAGCAAUGCUGAGGUGGUAAGUAAAAUUAAUCAUAAAAAUGUAUUUAAAUUCUGUGUGUGUGUGUAUGUGUGUAUGUAAUCAUUUGUCUGCACAUAAUUCUGACACUUAAAUCAAGGGAAAAAUAGAGUGAAAACAAAUGGAUGUACAUUUUUUAAAAAUCCCAAUUGUUAAAGAAGCAGUUAAGGCAUGCCAUUAAAGACAUUGGUGGAAACACUUGUCUUCAAUGGAGUAUCAUUAAAAACAAAUGUUUCCACCACUAACUCACCCUUUGAAGAAAAUAGAGAAAUAAUUUUUUUUUGUGUAAUUGUGAUAUAUUUCAGCUAUUUGUGAACACACAGGCAAGUUCCUUCUUUAUACUUUGAAGCUCACUGGCUUCUUUUAAAUGUUCAACAACAAAUGUCAUUCAAUCUCUGUGACGGUCUUCCUGCCUAGGCUGUGAUUACAGCUACAUCACUUCAAUUCAAACAGUAGUUGGCCUUUCUCAAUUGUUUGGAACAAUUAAACAAAUCACCAAAUUGAGAUGUUUGCCUAUUGAAUUGAACUUUGAUUACACAGGAGGCUGCUGUUGGCUCUAGCCAGCAAUUAACAGAGCAGAAGAUAAAUUCUAAAAUAAACACAGUGCAGUAUAUGAAGGUAAAAAAUUAGAGCUCUUUUUCAGGAAGUUUUUCAUAAAGAAAGUGACUUAAAUCCUAAAUGGUAGAUAAUUGAGUAGAUAGACUGCAGAGGGCAUGCUUUAUACACCAAAACCACUUAUUAAAGCAUAAGUUGUUUUUUUUUAUUACAUUGUUAUAUAGCUGAAAAGAGAUGUUCAUCCCUAACGUUUAGCCCUCGUCACAUAUGUUUUUGCUGUUGAUCCAAAAGAAGGCAAAAAAAAAAAGUCUGAAGUGCUUCCAAUUUUGCAAUAAACUAGGAAAAAAUACUUCUUGACUCCAAAAUGGCAGUCUGAGAUCUCACUGGAUCAAGAAGCUAUUACCCCACUAAUUAGAAAUUAUAUGCCUGUAUAUUAUGUUUUUGCAAGUAUUCCUCCAGUUGCUGUUGAAACAUUUGUAUAGACUCUUGAUAAAACCACCUCUUCAGGCAGAGAAAUAUGCAUCCAUAUUGUUCUUACUGUAAAAAACAACAACUUUCCUUUGCCCUGGACUAAAUCUCAUUUCUUCCAGUCUAAAUGCGUGCCCUCGUGUUCUAUGUAUAGUCCUGUUUAUGAAUAGAUUUUUUGGCAGUGGUUUGUAUUGGCCCCAAAUUAAUUUGUAAAAUGCUAUCAUAUCCCCUCUGAGACUUUUUUUGUUUUCAAACUAAAGAUAAAAAAAUAUUUUAGUACUGCCUAGCAUAACAAACAAGAGUACGUAGACAUUUUGCAUGAAUAUAAAUGCCAAGAAAAUGGUGUAUACAUAGCUUGGAAUAUUGUACAAAAUACUGUACUUUUUGUUGGAUAAUUAAAAAAGACAGUAGGCGCACAAUUCUAUUUAGGAUAAUCUGAGAGAGAAUUAGAGAAGCUGUAUAGAUUCAAGAUAUAUAAACCACUGAAUGAAUUAACUUCGGUAGAAGCUGAAUAGGGUCCUAUAACAGCAAAACAGCCUAGACAUGGAGAGGAUAGAUACAUAGAAUGAUGUCUACUAACUAAUUGUGGUCCACUCAGCAUGUUUAAGGUCAUCCAGAAGUCAGGUCACUUUAUGUUUAUGUUGUGCUCUUGUGGGUUCCAAAUGCUAAAUAUACUGCAACCAAAACAUUCUGACGUCGAGUUUAUUUAUCUGUAGGUGACAUAAGUAAAACUGUUUGUAUUUUUUUUCUCUCACCAGUUGAAAGAAUUGUACACUUUGCUUAAUGAAAAUUAUGUUGAGGAUGAUGAUAACAUGUUUCGAUUUGACUAUUCUCCUGAGUUUUUACAAUGGUGAGUAUGCAGUCUGCAGUGACAUUAGCAUUAAAACCACACUGUGUUGAGCAAAACUUGAGAUGAUAUGCAUGGCUAAUCUAUGAAUUUUCAUUUCAUGACACCAUGCAAUAAUGGGUACUUAACAUGUAAACCCAGAAACCCUUGGUAUGCUGUUGCAACCACAUACUGUCUGCAACUGAAAUACAAGAUACAUUCAGAUGAAUGUUUUUUUUGUUUUUUUUAAAUCUUUAUUUAACUUUUUUAAAGAUUUUAGGUAACAGUAAUAUUUCACAUCACAAUAGAGACAAAAUUAAAGGACCACUAUAGGCACCCAGACCACCUCAGCUUAAUGAAGUGGUCUGGGUGCCAGGUCCAGCUAGGAUUAACCCUUUUUUUUAAAUAAACAUAGCAGUUUCAGAGAAACUGCUAUGUUUAUAAUAGGGUUAAUCCAGCCUCUAGUGGCUGUCCCAUUGAGAAGAUGCCAGCGUCCAUAGGAAAGCAUUGUGAAUGCUUUCCUAUGGACUGGCUGAAUGCGCGCGCUGCUCCUGCCGCACAUGCGCAUUCAGCCAAGGAGGAGGAGAGUCCCCCGCCCGGCGCUGGAGAAAGAGGUAAGUUUAACCCCUUCCACCCCCUAAAGCCCGGCAGGAGAGGGACCCUGAGGGUGGGGGCACCCUCAGGGCACUAUAGUGCCAAGAAAACGUGUGUGUUUUCCUGGCACUAUAGUGGUCCUUUAAGUUUAAAAUAUCAAGGAAGUAAUAUAACUCAAAACAUAACCCUAUUCAGUAAGGUUUACAGUUUGUGAACGUAUACUGUAACAGUCCUGGUAAGUUCCCUUUCCACGUCUCCCCUGUUAAUUUGUGAGUGGGAUAUGGAACUCACAUUUCAAGGAAAAUAUAUUGCUCAACAAUGUGGCAGAGGCCAGCUGAGCCGGAGUAUACCCUCGUUAAGCACUGUCUCUCAUCGAUUUUUUUUUUUUUUUUUUUUCUGUCGGAAUACAAGGACUUAACCACUUUAAUUGAAAUUAUAUCCCAAUACAUAUAUUGAGUCUAGAGAAAUACAAUAAGGAUGUCAAAAUCAUCUUAAGAAUUAUCAACAGGAGAAAGGCUAUAAUUCUAUCAAAUGCUAAAUAUGUAGAACAUGGGUACUUUGGCUUUUUUCUUACUAGUCAUAAACCAGUAAGUGUAUGCACUUACCUAGUCUUCAUUCAGGAUGUGGAAAAUUAACGAGGGGAUUGCAGGCAAAAUAGCUGAUUGGAAAACAUACGGAGUUAAGCUAGCUUUUCCACUACAACGUUAUGAUUGACUUACUUGUUUACUCACACUUGUUACAUUUCUUCUAUCAGUUAUGAUGUUAGGUAAAUUGGGGGAUUUAGCUAAACUGUGAACAUUUGAAAAGAUGAAUGGGAUAUUAAUUGAACUACACUCUGGGAGUUGUGGAGUGCAGAUAAAAGAACUGCAAAUUUAGGCCUACAGAGUGAACCCGUAAAAUUUGCUUUGGAUAAUUUUAACAGUGUUUGCCUAAAAUGUGCAAUUGUUUAAUUUCAUCACAUUUCACAGUAUAGUGAAUAACCUCAUCUGUUUACAAUGACCAUAGAAGGUGAAACAGAUGCUUUGCACUGGUUAAUGUAACAAGGAGCCAGUUAAACAAUAAAUAUGGUGAUCUCACGAUUUAGUCAGGAAAGGUAAUGUAAUUUCCUUUUCUAUAACUUGUUUUAUGUUUUACAGGGCGCUGCGUCCUCCUGGAUGGUUAUCCCAAUGGCACUGUGGCGUCAGGGUUUCCUCUAACAAGAAACUAGUGGGUUUUAUAAGUGCGGUUCCUGCUAACAUUCGUAUUUAUGAGAAGUAAGUCCUGUUUUUCACUUAUUACAAUCUGUUAAGAAAUCAGUUAUUACGUGACCGUCACGGUUUAUAAUCUAAACAGAUUAGGUUCUACUGGACUUGAUAUUCUAGGGAAGAACUCUAUAGCUUUCUGUAUAUGUUGACUGCCAAAAUGUCAAUGGCCACUGCAAAAAUAAACCGCAGUACACUUCUUAUGGGUUAUUCACUAAGAGUUAGAAUUUAAAGUGAACUUCAAAUUUAAGGGAAAAAUUGCCAAACAGAAAGCAUAGGUAACAGAGAAUGUUUAUAGUUUGGCUAUUUUGACCUUAAAUUUGAAAUUUACUUUGAAUUCUCACUUUAGUUAAUAACCAUGUUAGAGGUGACAAUAGAAUGAGCUUUUUGCACUGAUGGCUUCCUUGUGUUCCACCCUCCACCCCUUUUGAAUCACUGAUUUGACAGCUAAGUGCUAAAAAGAUUUUGGUGAAAAUAAACACAAUACGAUUUCCCCACUGUACAAAUAGAUAAACAUACUGUAUAGAUACAAUACUGUUGUGAAUCACAUGCAUAAAUCAAGUUGGACUUUAGGCACAGAAACUCAAAAAUGAUCUUUAUCCAACUAUCCCAGAGUUCCCAGCUUGACAUGCAAAUAAGCACAGACAGACAUUAUAUUUCAGACUUUACUCUGCAGAUACACUUAGCAAUGGACGCUGUUUUAAACACAGCUUUAUUUUUUCUUUAUAAACCACAGUAUGGUAUAUUUUUCUGUAUUUUCAUUUGCAGUCUGUAUACUUUGCACUUAGUUGUCUUAAUUACCUUACGACAAGGUCCUCAGUGUUUGCCUUUUUUUUUUUGUCAGGUUAAAGAAGAUGGUAGAAAUCAAUUUUCUUUGUGUACAUAAAAAGCUGCGAUCGAAGCGAGUGGCUCCUGUGUUAAUACGAGAAAUAACAAGAAGAGUUAACUUAGAAGGGAUAUUCCAGGCUGUUUACACAGCAGGUGUUGUUCUUCCGAAGCCCGUAUCUACUUGUCGGUAUGUAUCUUGCUAUUAGUCGGUAUGUAUCAUGCAUGUUCACUUCAGGCUAAUUGAGUUAUAUUUAAGUAGAACUUACUCCAACCAGAAAACAAUGUUUUCAUAAAUAGGACCCGCGGGUGUCUAUCUAGGACCUUUUCUUAGGUUGCUAAUUAAUUCCUUCUGCUAUAACCUGUUUCAAUAGAUAUAUAUUUGCAGUUUGUUGACCCAAUUGGGAUACAUUUGUAGAGUGGUACAUUUUAAUUUACAGAUCUAAAGAUUAUGUUUUUAACAGUCUACUGAACUCUUUUAGGGUUUGUAUUUGUGUCCUCCACCUAUGGAUGUUUUUUGUAUGUGCUUUUUGUGUUUAAUUAAAUAUUUGGGGCUAACCUCCAUACAGAAACACAAGUCUCCACCUUACAGUCACCCCCCCCCCCCUUUUUGUUUUUUGCCCGUUUAAGUAGGAGCGGACUCUGUCUGGAAUUUGUCAAGAAAAUAACAGUAAUAAAUCUUGUUAAAGGGAAACUAUAGUGACCCAGAGCACUUCAACUCAAAGUGGACUGGGUGCUGUGUCUAUGUCCUUGCAACCCUGCAGUGUAAAACAUUGCAGUUUCUGCUGCACUGACCAUCUAAAACUCCUGUUGCAUGAUGUGGAGGCUCAUAGGAAAGCAGUGAAUAUAAUGUUUCCUAUAGGGAUGAUUCAAUGCAUGUAUGGCACUCACCGCACAUGCUCAUCAGGUUCCCAAUGCUCCUUGUAGCGGAACCAACCUCGCCACUGGGCAUUGGAGCAGAAUGAUUGCCAGCCUCCUGCCCUGUGACUUUGGCCCCGUGUUUAACACUGUUCUUUUUCCCUGCAGAAAGGCUGAUUCGUGCCUUUCUGCAGACUGUUAAAGUCACGAACACCACUGAGCCGCCGACCUCCCUUUUCCUACCUGUAGUCAAUUAUCCGAACACCGGUCCAUUCUGUACUUGACUGUUUAAACCAUGCUACCCCAGAUAGCUAUGCCAUGGAGCCCAGUCCUAUACUAAAAGACUGUAUGAAAGACUUUGGCUCCAUGGCAAUUGAACUGUAUGUAUGUGAUCUGAGCGCCGUCCGGUAGUAAUGGGCGCUCAGAUCUAAGCUAUCUGGGGAUAGGUAGAAUGUGUAUGUUCUAUGUGAUAAAUGUAACAGUAUGUAAUUUUAUGUCUUUUAUUGUCCUUUGUCUGCCAUGUGGUUAAUGGAGUUUUGCCUCUGUCCUUGGAGAUAAUUGGAUUACUUCCCAAUUAUCUCCAGGACAUAGAGGGAUUGUGAUGCAUUGUGGGAUUGUAAGCUUGUGAUUGGUCAAUAUGUUUCCCAGUCUUCCAUCUGGUCCCCUAGGGGAGUGUCCACCAGGUGGAAGACCUGCAUAAAAGCUUGAUCCUCAAAUGAAGUAUCGUCUUGUUAUUGGGGGAAUUGGAUUGUAUGCUGUUACAGUGCGACUGCCAGGAGUGUAAGUUGUUCGUAUGGUUUUUCCUGUUUGGCUGUUUAACAGCAUUCGUGUGUUUCCUGUUCGUGAGUUGAAGGAUUCGUAUAGUUCCAGUUCGGGAGUUGGAGAAUUUGUGUGUUUGCAGUUCGGGAGAUUGGUGAUUGCAGUAGCUGCCUGUGCAUCUGAAAGGGAAAUAUCGCUUAAACGGUUUUUAACCUCUUGUGUGCAAAACGGUCCGUUACACUCCUCUAUGAAGAGCAUUGGAUUAAUCCUUCGCCGGAGGCCAUGCCACCUUAAUGACAUCGCGGGAGGCGGAAAGGUGAGCAUUUUUAUGGCAAAAGGGGGAGCCUUUUGGAAUACAGGUUUGUAUUCCUAACUCUUUAGUUCUCUUUUAGUAUUUUGAGGUCUAUUAAGUAAGAUUGAAUGCAUUUUUAAACUUGAGUAUCUUUUUAUUAGUAUGUUUCUAGCCAUUGUAUGGUAAUAUUUAUUUUACUAUUGGAAUCUGUUUUCUCUGUUAAAGGGGACACUAUAGUCACCUGAACAACUUUAGCUUAAUGAAGCAGUUUUGGUGUAUAGAACAUGCCCCUGCAGCCUCACUGCUCAAUUCUCUGCCAUUUAGGAGUUAAAUCCCUUUGUUUAUGAACCCUAAUCACACCUCCCUGCAUGUGACUUGCACAGCCUUCCAUAAACACUUCCUGUAAAGAGAGCCCUAUUUAGGCUUUCUUUAUUGCAAGUUCUGUUUAAUUAAGAUUUUCUUAUCCCCUGCUAUGUUAAUAGCUUGCUAGACCCUGCAAGCGCCUCCUGUAUUGGAUUAGAGUUCAAUUUAGAGAUUGAGAUACAAGUAAAGGUAAAUUACAUCUGUUUGAAAGUGCAACCAGUUUUUCUUUCAUGCAGCCUCUGACAAUCAUAGCCAGGGGAGGUUGGGCUGCAUAAACAGAAACAAAGUGAUUUAACUCCUAAAUGACAGUGAAUUGAGCAGUGAAAUUGCAGGGGAAUGAUCUAUACACUAAAACUGCUUUAUUUAGCUAAAGUAAUUUAGGUGACUAUAGUGUUCCUUUAAGAUAAAUAUGCACCUUCUGAUACUGAAGGGGCAUGAUCCAUAUACCAACACUGCUUCGUUGGGCUAAAGUUGUUUUGGUGCUUUUUAUUGUUUUCUUAUACUAUUGUUACUUACAAAAAUUAUAAAAAUAAUUCACAAGAAAAGAAUAAACAUGGCAUCAUAAACGGAUAUUGGCAUAGCUGAACUGAAUAUUCUCAAUGUUUUCACUUUUGGCGGUAUAUAACCUGUGUCUAUUACCUUACUGCAGUUUUACUUUUCAGAGACUGUGUGCUCCUCCUGCUCUUUAAUAUCUUCUGGAUAAAAUCUCAAUAAAAUACGAUUUACAAAAAAAAAAAGAAGCUGGUAUACAGGAUCUCCUCCCUAUCUCUUCUCAGGUAUUGGCAUCGGUCGUUGAAUCCUAGAAAACUGGUGGAAGUGAAGUUUUCUCACCUAAGUAGAAAUAUGACGUUGCAGAGGACAAUGAAGUUGUAUAGACUACCAGAUGUAAGUGACUGAUGUUGGUGCCGGACUUACACUGUGUAAUAUCUUAUGAUAUAGCAUGUGUUUGUGAUCAUUGGAGGUUUUAAUUGGAAAACGGAAGGUUGUUUUUUGGAUGUUUGUACCAAAACUUUAGUGAUCUCUAUAUAACAGGAGCUGAACCUACUAAGAGUUAACGUCUGCAUUUUAGGGUUGGCCUUUCAAUCCAUUCGAGACACUAGGGGGAAACAUUCUUGGAGAGUGAGGGAGGGUUCUGUGUGUAGAAUGUAACAGAACUUUUAUCAGUGCAAGUGAUGAACUGAAAUCUUUGGUGGAAUAAAAUUUAAAUGCACAAAUAAGACUGGGAGUACCAGUUCAUCCCUUUCUAAAAAAAGGGAUGUGUGUGUGAAUACUCUGUAGUCUGCCUUAAUGCAGUAACCUAAAAAGGCUAGCACUCUCUUAACUCUUAACCUUUAUCUGUCAAUGUUUCAGUUUGACAACAAACGUUUGUUUGGGUCAUUCUGAAGAACUCUGUGAAUUAAAGUGUGGUACUGUGAUAGAAUGCAACAUUUGCAAUAAGUCAGUUUGUGAAAUUUCUCCCUGCUAGAUAUUCCAUGGUCAAUUGUUAUUAGCAAUAAUCAGCAUGGUUUUAUGAAACAUAGGUCAUGUCAAACUAACCUAAUUGCAUUCUACAAAGAAUUAAGCACUUCGGGGUCAAGAAUGCACAAGCAAUUUACACCCUAAAUGGUAGCGAAUUAGGGAUAACGACAAACGAGAAGGAUUUGGGAAUUGUUAUAGACAACAAAUUAGGCAGCAAUGUCUGCAGUUGCUAAGGCCAAUAAGGUUUUGUCAUGUAUAAAUAGGGGCAUAAAUUCUCAGGAUGAAAAUAUUAUUUUGCAUCUUUAUAAAUGGCUAGUAAAACCACACCUUGAAUAUGCUGUGCAAUGUUGGGCACCUCUUCUAAAGAAGGAUAUCACGGCACUAGAAAAAGUGCAGAGAUGAGCUACAAAAUUGAUAAAAGGAAUGGAGCAUUUUAGUUACGAAGAAAGGUUAAAAAAUUUAAAACUCUUUAGUUUGGAAAAACGGCGCCUCAGAUGGGACAUGAUAACAUUAUACAAAUAUAUUCGGGGCCAGUACAAACCAUUAUCUGGAAAUCUAUUCAUAAAUAGGGCAUGGCACGCAUUUAGGCUUGAAGAAAGGAGAUUUAAUCUAAGGCAAAGAAAAGGUUUAUUUUACAGUAAGAACUAUAAGGAUGUGGAAUUCUCUGCCUGAAGAGGUGAUUUUAUCAAAGUCCAUAAAGAUGUUUAAACAGCAAUUGGAUAAAUACUUGCAAAAACAUAACAUACAGGGAUAUAAUUUCUAAUUAGUGUGGUAAUAUCUGACUUCCCUUUUGCGGUCAAGCAGGAAUUGUUUCCUAGUUUGUUGCAAAAUUGUAAGCACUUCAGACUGGGUUUUUUUCCUUCUUUUGGAUCAACAGCAAAAACACACGUGAGGAAGGCUGAACUUGAUGGACGCAAGUCUCUUUUCAGCUAUGUAACUGUAAGUGGUAUUAUUGGAAAGUGGAAGAGUUUAGUAACUGCAGUAACUCUGCUACGAAGUGGAAGGCCACGUAAAGUCACAGAGUGGGGUCAGUCAGUGCUUGAUGCGUAAAAAAGUCAUCAACACUGCUGAUUCCAUAGCUGAUUAGAAAUUGUGUGGCAGGAGCUUCAUGGAAUGGGUUUCCAUGGCUGUGCAACUUCAUGCAAAUCUCACACUACCUAGUACAAUGCCAAGCAUCUCUUCAAGUGGUGUAAAGCACACUGCUACUGGACUCUGGGGCAGUGGAAACUUUGUGGGAACAGUUUUGGAAAGGCCCUUUACUAUUCCAGUAUGAUAUGCUCAGUGCACAAAGCAGGUUCCAUAGAGACAUGGCUGGAUGAGUGUUAUGUGGAAGAGCUUGACUGGUCUGCACAAAGCCCUAACCUCAACUCUAUCAAACACCUUUCGGAUGAACUGGAAUCCAACAUCAGUGCCUGACCUUGCAAAUUCUCUACUGGAUGAAUGGGCAACAAAAUCCCACAGAAACAAAACAAAUCUUCUGGAGAGCCUCCCCAGAUAUGUGGAAGCUGUUAUAGCUGCAUAGAGGGGAACCAAUUACAUGCCAAUGUCUGUAUUUAGAAUGUGAUGUCAUAUAUAUCCCUGUUGGUGUAAUGAUCAGGUGUCCCAAUACUUUUGUCCGUAUAGUGUAUAUAUGUAUGAAAAAAGUAUCUUAUGUAGACUGAAACAUAGUUACAUAGUUACAUAGCUGAAAAGAGACUUGCGUCCAUCAAGUUCAGCCUUCCUCACAAAUGUUGUUGCUGUUGAUCCAAAAGAAGGCAAAAAACCUGGUCUGAAGCGUUUCCUAUUUUGCCACAAACGAGGAAAAAAUUCCUUCUUGACCCCAAAAUAGCAUUCAGAUGUCUCCUUGGAUCAAGCAGCUAUUACCCCACUAAUUAGAAAUUAUAUCCCUGUAAGUUAUGUUUUUGCAAGUAUUUAUCCAAUUUCAGUUUAAACAUCUGUAUGGACUCUGACAAAACCACCUCUUCAGGCAGAGAAUUCCAUAUCCUUAUUGUUCUUACUGUAAAAAAACCUUUUGCCUUAGAUGAAAUCUCCUUUCUUCCAGCCUAAAUGUGUGACCUCGUGUCCUAUGUAUAGCCCUGUUUAUGAAUAGAUUUCCAGAUAAAGGUUUGUACUGGCCCCGGAUAUAUUUGUAUAAAGUUAUCAUAUCCCCUCUCAGGCGCUGUUUUUCUAAACUAAACAGAUUUAAUUUUUUUUAACCUUUCUUCAUAACUAAAAUGCUCCAUUCCUUUUAUCAAUUUUGUAGCUCGUCUCUGGACCCUCUCCAGUGCCAUGAUAUCCUUCUUUAGAAUAAGCGCCCAAAAUUGCACAGCAUAUUCAAGAUGUGGUCUUACCAGCGAUUUAUAAAGAGGCAGAAUUAUAUUUUCAUCCCGAGAAUUUAUGCCCCUAUUUAUACAUGACAAAAUCUUACUGGCCUUAGCAACUGCAGAUUGACAUUGCAUAUUGCAUCAACAUGUUAUUGGAAGAAGAUAGCUCAAUAUAAGCAACACAAUAAAUGUAUUGCAAAUCCUAUGUGUGUUUUAAAAAUAAAUGCAGCAAGGAUUUUCCCUGUUUAGUUAUAUAUAAUAACUAAGAGACCGAUGAUCCCUCUCUUAACAUGUGCACACACAAGUCAUGUGAGGUCACUGCCCUGAACAUGCUGUAAAGUCUCUCCUGCUUUAAGUAAACAGAAUGGCGUGUUACAGUUGCUGCUUGAUGGUAGAUAACGUCAGUCUGCUUGGAGCCAGACAUGAUUUGUUAUUGCGUGUUGCCCUUGUUUAUAGUAUCUGCCUAUGUCCCUGAUUUAUAAAUGUUCUUACUAACACUGGCACUUUUUUUUUUAGUCUCCAAAGACUGCAGGUUUACGACCAAUGGAAAGAAAGGAUAUCACAAUGGUGCAGCAGUUGCUAAAUGAGUAUCUGAGCCAGUUUAAUCUCGCCCCUGUCAUGGAUGAAGAGGAGAUAUUGCAUUGGUUCCUUCCUCAGGAGAACAUCAUAGACACCUUUGUUGUGGAGGUAAAUUUGGAGCAGUUACGUUUUAGCCGAUUUGUCAUUUUCUUUUUUUGUGUGUGUAAUCUACGUGAAGUUAUGAUACGGACUUUGAGUUUGAUUACAUCACUUUGUGCAAAGCAAAUGUUGAUCGUUACAAUCUGUGACAGGGCCGGACUGGGGUAAAAAUUCGGUCUGGGCAUUUGUUAAUCACAGCAGCCCACUGAAAAGGGGGCGGGAUCAGAUAGGGUGUGUUUUGUCAUCCCUGAUGACAAGCACACCCCAUCUCAAAGUGAGCAUAUUGGUUCAAUGCUCUUCCAGGGCAGACCAUGCGCAGAGCUCUGCUGAAGAGCUCUAGCAUUAGAAAAAGGCCCUUUAUUUGUUCUGCGCAGUGCAAGCAAAUUUAAUAACAUGCUUGCAUUGUGUUUGCUUGAACUUGUCCCUUGUCCCUGGUGUGCAUCUGUUUGGAGCCUGCUUAUGGGAUUGUGUGUGUGUAGAGUGAGCUGUGGUGGUGUUUUGUGUUAAUAGGUUGGUUUCAGGCAUGUUGAAUUUGUGGUUUAAUGUAUGUGUCUAGGUGCUGUAGUGUGUGUGUGUGUGUGUGUGUGUGUGUGUGUGUGUGUGUGUGUAUAGGUGAUAUAGUGUGUGUAGGGGUUGUAGAGAGUGUGUGUGAUCUAGUGUGUGUUUGAAGGACCCAAACUGUGUAUAGGAGAUCUAGUGAGUUGCGUAUGUAGAGGGUUCAGUGUUUAUACAGGGAUCUAGUGUGUGUACAUCUGUAAAUGAUCCAGAGUUGAGUAAGGGAUCUAGUGUGUGUCUGGAAUUUAAUGUAUUUAGGGGUGCAGUAUAUGUGUGAGGGGUUCUGUAGUACAUAUACAUAUAUGUUUGGAAGUAUUGUGUGUGUGUGUGUGUGUGUGCUGUGUGAGUGUUUGGAGAGAUUGUGUUUAUAAUUAAAAAAAAAACAAAAAACCAUGCAUUGUAUCCCAACUCCCUUCUACCUUUAGCCUGGGAGGGGGUACAGUGCUGCCAUCCCUGGUGGUCCUAGUGGUGAGUGAACUCUAGCCUGUGGGGUUAGAGUUCACUCUCGCGAGACCUGGAGCAUUGCCAUGGCAAUGCUCUGGAUCUCGCCAGAGGAAUCCAGUGGAGCUGCAGGAUGGAGCUCCUCCUGGUCCUCUCCGCAGCCAGCAGCCACGUGAAAUUGCCUGUGGGCCGGUGAGGGAGAUCUUUGAUCUCCCCACCGACCCAUCAUGAAACACAGAGGGGCCAGCCCUGCAUGGUCCGGCCGGAGAGGUCCUGUGACCUUCCCUGCCGGCCUCGGGCCCAUGGCCAUUGCGGCCCACAACAUUUGCCUGACAGCCAGUCCGGGCCUGAUCUGUGAAAUAGCAUGUGCGUAAAUUACCUAUGCUGGCACCUACCUGUAUGUUGUUGUUUUUUUUUUUUUUAUUCUUGCACAAGGUCGGACAAAAGUCAAUAGAAUUUCCUACCCCCCAAACCGCAAAUUAGACCAAAGUUGUUGUUUAUUUUUAAAUGAUAUGCACUAAUAUUGGUUUUUCCUAGCAUACAGUGGCAGUACCGAUGGGGAUGCUUUUCUUAUUCUGGAAUUAAACAUAAAACAAUUAAAUUAACUGCUCCUACCUUAAAAUGCCAACCACGCAGUCCACCACAGUUCUUUUGUGUCCACACAUAACGUCAAUAUAGGUGUAUGGGCUAUAGUAUAUAUAUUGUGUACAAGCUCCCUCUGUAACUUAUUUCAAGUUUGAUCUCUUUCUAUGUCAACUUCUGCACUCUCUUUAAAUUUAAUUUCUCUCUUAGCGUUUUCAUCUCUAUUUCUUUUCUUACAAGUCUCUUAGCAUAUGCCUGCCUCUGUCUCCCUCCUUGUGCAUUUCUCAGCCAGUUUUACUAAUUCAGUGCCCCCCUUACUAAUAUUAGCCUUCCUCCACCUUGUCUAUCCAAGUCCUAUUAUUGUUUCAGCUCCCCUAUCUUUCUUCCUGGCUUCCUCAUUUUCAUGGUGCACUGGUUUUCAUGUUGUCACGUUACCUUGCCUGUUCCCUGUCUCUGUGGGAAAGACCUUCCCUAGAAUCACUGCUGCCCCACAUAUAUUGACCAGCUGAAUUAAAAAAACAAACAAAUUAUCAGCCAGUCUGGCUUCACUGCACAUACUCCAGGAAAUUACUCUUAACCAGAUUAUUACACUUCCUAUGCCCAUGCAAACAGGUUAGGUCAGGUGAAAAUAGUUUAUUCGCUAUAUUAUGUUAGAUGAUGAUCUAGCUGGAGUGGUAAAUAAACACUCCAAGCACCAUAACUCCAUACAGCCUGAACCGUUUGAAAACUUACCUGGGCUCCCCUGUUUUUCACGAGCUAAUCAUGGUCUGACUCAGGGCCAAGCUCAUUGGCUCAGCUGACUCUCUAAGCCAAUGAGAGUGGCCCGGCACAGCUCAGAGUAUCAGAGGAGCUAAUUGGAGUCUCCUUGCAGGAUAAUGUGGAAGCAGGUGGUAUCGUUUGGAGUGUUCCUUUAGAGGAAACAAAUCACAGAAAGACUUCUUUUAAUCCAAAUCCAAAAAGACACUUUUGCCCAAAUAAAAAAAAAACACUAUUUACUAGUUAUACACAAAAUUCAAACAUGCAUGUCCUUAAUUAUACAUUUAUUUAUUUUUUCAUUUGGGGUUUAUCUUAAAAUAAUAAAAAAAAGAAACCAACUUGCCAGAGCUACAGACCUAUUGUCUGCAGCCUUUUCAAGCCCUCCCCUUCUAGCCCCACCCAGACUUUGUGGCUGACCAAUUACAGACUUCACUACACCGCUCAAUGAGUCUUUGCAAAGCAAGUGCUCUAAGCAUUUGCUGCAUCUUGAGUUUAGCUCAACCAGGUUGUCUGACAAACAAGGGGUGUAACAAGGUUAAUUUAUUUUAAAAAAAUGCAAUUUUUCCAAAUUAAAUAGAGGAGCUAACGUGCUUUAUGUAUGUGGAUUGUUCCUUUAAUAAAUAUCCUGUUAAUACGAUUCGCCAUAAAAAUUGCACAAAUCUGAAUCAUAGACAUAAAAAUACACGGCACCAACUGGUUUCAAUAGUAAGUAGCUGUCCUGCACGUUCACAAAUACCAUUAUUCAUGAUGAAACCUAGGUAAUAUAUUCCCACUGGUAUUUCAUAUAAUAUUCUCACAUACCAGAUUAACCGUUUUCAUAUGACCUAAUUAUAAACCGUUCCUGUAGUUUCUUUGAUUUAUAUAUUUUUAUUUAUAUAUAUAAGCUCUCUACAAUAGAAAAUAAAGAUGUAAUUUGGCUGUUACCGACAUAUCAUUGUACAUUCUGUAAUCUUCUGCUAUACUGCACUUACCUGCUUUGCUAUGUUGUCUUGGACUGUCCUUUUUUUGUUAUUUGACAAUUCUGCAUCUAUUCUUCUCUUCACAGAAUUCAAAUGGUACGUUAACCGAUUUUCUCAGUUUCUACACUUUACCUUCAACCGUUAUGCACCAUCCGGCCCAUAAAACUCUCAAAGCAGCUUAUUCAUUCUACAACAUCCACACAGAAACUCCUUUGUUGGACCUCAUGAAUGAUGCACUAAUUAUUGCCAAAUUGGUAAGUUAUUUAAUUUCUCCUCUUGAUUGAUUCAGUACUUUGAUGUAAUUCAGCACACAAUUCUGCGUUACAUGCUCGUUUUUCUUCUUCACAAUCUGGUUAAUAUGCAACCCCUUGAAGGUCUAUUGAGUGUGUAUCUUCAACGUCACGUGACAUCCAGUGCAGGCAACCGUACGGAUGAAUUGCUAAACUUUAAAGGACCACUCUAGGCACCCAGACCACUUCAGCUUAAUGAAGUGGUCUGGGUGCCAGGUCCAGCUAGGGUUAACCCAUGUUUACAUAAACAUAGCAGUUUCAGAGAAACUGCUAUGUUUAUGAAUGGGUUAAGCCUUCCCCUAUUUCCUCUAGUGGCUGUCUCAUUGACAGCCACUAGAGGCGUUUGCGUGCUUCUCACUGUGAUUUUCACAGUGAGAGCACGCCAGCGUCCAUAGGAAAGCAUUAUGAAUGCUUUCCUAUGUGACCGGCUGAAUGCGCGCGCAGCUCUUGCCGCGCGUGCGCAUUCAGCCGACGGGGAGGAGAAGAGGAGGAUCGGAGGAGGAGAGCUCUCCGCCAAGCGCUGAUAAAAGGUAAGUUUAAACCCCUUUCCCCCUUCCAGAGCCGGGCGGGAGAGGGACCCUGAGGGUGGGGGCACCCUCAGGGCACUAUAGUGCCAGGAAAACGAGUAUGUUUUCCUGGCACUAUAGUGGUCCUUUAAAUGCCAUCAUGCACCUGUCAUGCAAAUCAUAUUUACAUGUGCUGGGUAAAAUUAAGAAUGUUCUGUAUUUUAAAGAUUUUACUAAAAUUACUCCCGAUUAUGUUUAGCCUGUAUAUGGAUGCUGCCCUAGUUCACACCACGUCUUCUAAUCUUUAUUUAGAUCUUUCAUUAUAGGUCUUAAUUAGUAGGGAAUCGAGUGGAUAACAUAAAACAUGAAUAUGAUCAAUGCAUGACCUUCCUGCAAAAACUUAAAUUCAAAGAUUUAAUUUAUAAGCUUACAUCAGCCAAAACUAGUGUUUCUGCUGUGUUGGGGUAUGUUUUAGGGCCUGUGUUUUGACUUCUGUUUUGUUUUUUAAUAUCUUGGCAGAAAGGUUUUGAUGUGUUUAAUGCUCUCGAUUUGAUGGAAAACAAAACUUUCCUGGAAAAACUCAAGUUUGGUAUAGGUGACGGCAACCUGCAAUAUUAUCUGUUCAACUGGAGGUGCCCAGCCAUGGAAUCUGAAAAGGUGACAGUGCCUUGAAUUUUUAUAUAAUAUUAAUAGUUUGAAGGGAUACUGUAAUGUUCAAAGUAAAUACAUGUUUAACCUGUAUGUAAUUUUAUGUGACCUUCUUUUUAAUAUUAGAAAGCAAAAAUGCUGGUAACGUACAUGAUCCAACAUUAGGAAAGAGAAGGCGAUAAAUUCUAAAUUAAACAGACUGUGCAAUAUAGGAAGUUUAAACAUUAGAUAUCUCUUUACAGGAAGUUUGUGCAAGUCACAUGCAGGAAGGUGUGACUAUGGCUGUGUAUACAGUGAUUUACUUCCUAAAUGGCAGAAAAUUGAUCGCUGAAUGUAUAGGAGCAUAUAAACUAUGAAUCAAAACGGCUUCAUUAAGCUAAAUUUGUUUUAGGGCCUAUAGUAUCAUUUAUGGUAUUUCUAUCGCCUGACACCUGGGACAUGCAGUUCUUGGUGCCAGACGAGCACCCAGCUCUGCUGUGGGCUAGUGACAAGGGCUGCUGGUGGGGUUUUUCUGCAAAUUAAACAUGCAUGUGACAAUAUCAGGGUGUUUGUAUACUGGAGUGCCUCAUCUCAUUAGUUGACACACAUAUUUUAUUGUUUAUAAAAUAGGAAAUUGUUAAUGACAGAGACACAGCCUUCCCCAAAUCUUGCCGAAGUGCUUUGUAGAGGAAAAGGUUUUUUUUAAAUAUAAUUUUAUAGAAAGUGCAGAUAUCAAUAGAAAAUUACACUUUCACUAUCAGCCAGAUAACUGGUCCUGUUAUGUUCUGGUUGUUUAGCUCAGGGGGGAGAAACUCGAUAAGGGAGCACUUGCUUGACAAAGACUUCUCAUUGAGCUGUAUUGAGAAGUCUGUGAUUGGACAGCCACAUAAAGUCUGGGCGGGGUUAGAAAGGGAGGUCUUAUAAAGGCAGCAGACUAAAUUGAUUUAUUUUAUUUAAACAGUAGUAUGUCCCUUUUAUAUGAUACAUGGAAAAAAAAAUAUAUAUAUUUUGUUUGUCUAACAUUUGUUGAUCAUGCUGUGAGCAAUAUAAAUUCUUAAUAAUCACAUGUAUGUUUUUCUUUUUUUUUUUUUUUUAGGUUGGUUUAGUGUUGCAGUAAGAGUGUCUUUAAUUCGAGACAUUUGCAGUCACCAGAGGUGCUUACGACACGCCGCUACUGAGAAGCUAAAAGCACAAAAGAAAGGGAAGGAAAACAAAACGACCAAAAACACGGAAGUGAAGGAAAAACAGUGCAGCUUGGCAGAAUUUGACACCUCGCAAAUAUGAUUUUAUGGCGUCAUUGGUUUUCUCUGGACGCACAUAAACAUCAAAGUGAUAGAAACAAACUUAAAGCACAUUCCUUUAGUUUGGAAACAUAAUAUUCUUUACCGUAAAUAUGACAGACUACAUAGUCUUUAAUUCAAUAUCAUAUUUUCCCUUUUUCUUUUUUUUUUUCUUUUUCUUUUUUUGAAACUGCAAAGUGCAUGAAAUAAUUUAAAAAUUGUCAGGUUUGGUAAAACGCCCUUGAAAGCUCUUUGUUUACCAGAAGGAUUGACUGAUAUAUUGCUUUGCUGAAUGAAAAUCAUGUAAUGGAUGAAAGUCCUUAAUGCAAACUCCUUGGUUUUAUCAACAUUUUCAUCUUGUCUUCUACAAUGGGCUCUCCACCAUGAGAAAGUCCACGAAAAAAAAUAUUUUUAUAAUUGGGUCAAAUAUGACUGUUUUCAGCCUGGGUUACUGCUGAUAUUUCUGCCCGCUAAUUAUUAAGACGUGAAAAGAGAGGACUUUAACGACCAAUAUUCUUUUUAGGCCAUGCCAUAAAGCUUUCAGCUUUUCUUGCUGUUAACAAUCUAGCCAUCAUCAUGGGGAUCUUAUUAACAGCUUCAGAGAUAUGGAUUGCCUACCCUUCUUUUGGGCAUGAGCUUGGCCUCAAAUGAUUUAAAAGAACCUUUACUCGAAAAAAAUAAAAAAUAAUUUCAGGACUUAAUUGGUGACACCUAUGAUCACCAUUCUAUAGACAGCCAAUUUAAAAGCAUUAACCGCUUUUGUGUAAAAGACCCUUUCAGUCAGAUCUACGGGAUUAAUGUUCCACUAAAUGGAUCAAUUUCUAAAAUAGCCAGGUGAUCCUUGCAGUUCCCCAUCAAUAGUACAGAAGUCUCUGGCUUGUUUAGUAGAGUUGUGGUACACUUCAAGAAGAUAAUUGAUAUUUUUAAUCUGACAAUUACCUGCUAGAGGUUGAAAUCAAACUAUAAUGACUAGGCUCUUAUUAACUGAUUACCUUUUUAGAGUCAUUCUCCCUUGUACCUUUGCAAAUUAAGUAUCCGGAGAAAUGUCAAUCAAGUAUUUAGAAGAGGUCUUUUAUACCAUUCUUCACUAGAAAUUGAACUCUGCUUAGGGUACAACCCUAACAAUGAAUGUUAUUCAUAAUUCAAGACAUUUAAAAUAGGAAUGAAAAAAACGAUGUGUUUAAAACAAAAAUCCAAGUCUGUAUUUGCAAGACUGGUACUUUAGCUGUUACAGUAAUUUAUAUUCAGGUAAACGUGUUGCUGUAAAUUGCAUAUAACAUCAGAGUCAUAUAAAUGAUUUUUUUUCUGUUAUGUCAAGGCAUUCAAUGGGUUACCUUUGCAUAUAAAUUGCCAAAAAUAACAGGACAUGUACAUAUAUUUUUAAAUAUCUGUCAGAAUUGUUUUAUCACUGGGCCCAAUGACUUAUCUCCUUCAACUAAUUUUAAGGUACGGUUAGCAGAUUUUCAAAUGUGAAAAUUUAAUUGUGAUAAUCUUUAAUAAUAGGGCAUUUCAGUGUCGACAGUUGAUUAACAUGUCUUCAGAGAACUGACCUUGACAUUACGGUUUGUAUGUUUCUGGCAUUUAUUCGCUAAACUGGAAAUUGUCAAGAAUAAAAAAAAAAAAAAAGGAAUUCUAAUGUUUACACCAAAAGACAUGAGCUGGGAAAAUCGACGUUUCCCAUUUCAGCUACCUUGACAAAAAAAAAUUGCAAUUUAUUGUUCAAUUUUCCAUGAUACCCAGUUUAAUGAGGACUGACUGGUCUGGGUCUGUUUUCCUAAUAAAUAAUUUGGCAUACCACACAGAUUAUGAAUAGAGAACAUUUAUGGCAUUGCUUUACGAGUUUGUAGUACUUUGCUCCAGAAUUUGUUGCACUUAACAUGCAUUAUAUUUAAAGUCCAAAAUUCCAGUUACACAGAUAGUCCCAUCAUGUCUCCAAAAUGUAUACAAUUGGUUAUCACCUUAACAAACCUAAAUUAAACUACCAUUUUUUAAUUUAAUUUUUAAAUAUAAAUAAAAAGUAUUUCUCCACACUGGCAGAACAGUCUAGUUCCAGUUUGUUUUUCCCCCAAUCUGCUUUUCUGUUUUGUUUUUUUUAUUGUUCUGAUUUAGUAGCUUUAACAUUCGUUAGUGCUUUUUUUCCCUCCUCACUUACCCAGGCUUGAAAACUGCCACUCUAGACUUAAAUUAGAUGUGAUUUUGUUAUUUUAUUCACCUUAACAACUUGGUCACAAUAAAUACUGUGAAUGGUGCCUAAUGGACCUAUUAACAAGCAACCGUAAACCUGACAAUCUCUCCAAGGAACAGCAUGUAAUAAUGUUGUAGCGCACACCUGCCUUUGUGCCAUUGUCCUUAUGCAAUAUUUAUGUUAUGAUAGUUACUGCAGUGAUUCAUUAAUGCGGAGAUAAUCAAAAUAUCAGACUAUGAUCUCUCACAGGUGACCCUGUUUCUCUGCCCGUUGCUGCAAUGAAUCGAAGAACAAUCAAUGCUGCUUCUUGUGGUUACAAAGUUGCCAGUGUGAUUAUGUCCUGCAUAUUCUAAAAUCUAUUCUCUUGCCUUUUUAGGACGUGAUAACUAUCUAUUCAAAGGGAUAAGUCACCGUGUGUGAUGUAUCAUAAUUCCAUAGCCUUAUGUAGUGAAGCAUUCUUACACACUUGGGACAAUCGGCAUUAAUGCUUAUAGAUGUAAUACAUUAUUUAUGUGAUUCAGUUUGUAGUUAUCACCCUAAUUGUCCCUAAAGUUAUUUUUAGUGGGCAAAAUAGUAGUUAUUACGCUUUAUUAGCUGAUCUUGUUUUCUGCAAGGCUGUCCCUAUAAUAAAAUCCCUAAUGUGAAAAUUUCAAUUGUCUCUUACCUACUCCCCCCCUUCCCUAAGGGAAAAAUCAGCUUAAUUUUAAUUGUAUAGAAGUGUGUUUAGUAGCAGAUCAUAUUCUAUAUCAUUAUAAAGUGCUGCAUGAAUAUUAUUAUUACAGUGUGGUAGUAUUGCUUAUUCUAUCACUAAUUAUUAGUGGACGAUAAAGUGACAGAUACAUUGGGUCAACAGAAUCGUAAAACCACAAUUACAAUGACUCUGUUAUCCGGCAUUUUAUGUGCACCAUCAUUCCGUAACUGUAAAUGCUGCCUAUUACUUGUGUUGAUCAUUUUUCUUUUUAAAUAUAUUAAGCAGAUUUUUUUUUCUAUUUUAUUAAAUAAACGAUUUCUAACUAGUAGUAAUCGUGAUGCACUUUGAGCAUUUUGCAUCAUUCCGUUGUAACAAUGCAUCACCUGUUCCUGUGAGUUGGAAUGUUGGGAAGUAUCUGCUUGACAAAACUUAAUGGGAGAGGUUCUGCAACAGCUGGGGUUUACCUUUUAUCAACUCAUUUUAAACAGUAUUUAUUUAAAGGUACAACCCAGUGCUCCAGUUUUACUUUUCUAAAAUAGUCUACUUAAUGUUUAAGCAUGAUACUGUCAUUUUAUUUCCAGGCAGAUCAUGAAUCCUUAAAUAAAACCAAACUCUGCAAUUGGCAUAUUCCAAGAUUUUGUUCUUAGAAUGCCCAAAGACAUGUCGGUGAGAAGUGUCUAACCUUGCCCCUUCAGCAGAUCUACGUUCCCAGAAUUCUCUGCCACGGAACUGCUGCCAGAGAAUUCUCGGAAAUAUAGCCUAAAAGCAGAAGGUUGCACACAUGCGUGCUAAAUUUCAAAUUAACAGUGUAUGACCAACAAAAUUAAUGUUUGCCAAAUGUGAACAUAUAUUUUUUAACACUGACCAGGUUUCAAUGACUGCAGAAUAUUUUUUUUAUGUACUGAAUUUCUUCACUUAACAUGGAAAUAAAACAUGUUAAUAUAAUGAGCCUCCCGGAACUGGGAACAAGCGUAUUUGGCUGGUUAAUCGGUUCUAGGUUGUGUAAUAAAACAUUUUUAAUGCUGUUGCAA